CAAUCAUCGGAGUCUCCACCCAUUUCGAAUCUUUCCCUUUAGUGAAAGUGAGAGAGUGGAAUCCUGAGAUAGGUCAAUGGAACCAAGUGAAUGGAGCAUUAAUAUAUAAAUCAAUACCAGGGGAGAUACAGCACAGUAAGUGUCUGCAUGUGGGAUGCUGUCCUGCCCAUUAGAGGGAUGCACGCACCUGAUGAUUAGCCCUGCUUGUCAUGCUGCUGCUAUGUCACUUAAGUUUGUUAUACUGCAUGUUAUUAGUGUCAGAUUUUUACAGUUUCACUGGUCCUGUGGGUAUGCAGCUAAAAUUUGAACACCAUGCUGUUAUGUUGUAGGAGAGAGAUUGCUGCAGUGGGGUGAGGUGAGUACCAUACUUUGAUCACAACAAAGAUAGGCUAUAUUCACCAUCCAAAGGUUAGGGCACACAACUCCCUUUACUGACAGGCAGCUAAUAGUGAUGGGAGUUGUGGUUCAGAAGGAGAUAGCCCUACCAUGGAUAUUCAGCACUCUUAUAGCCUUUUUCUUUGUACCUUCUAGCCAACAAGUAGAUAUGGAGAUUUGAUUAACUGCAUUGAAUGAGUAUUUAUUUAUUUUUAAUUUUUUUUUUUUUUAAAUAUUUGGUUUACUGUAAACAACGAUCUAUAGCAAAUGCAUAGUGUUAUGAUGGAUGGAGAGGGAAUGCUGCAGAGAUGCAGAUGUUAGUAGAUUCACUUUGGCAGAAUCAAUAGGAACUUACCUGAGACGUUGAAAUGACAGAAAACACAUGGUCAUCUCCAUGCAAAAAAAAAAAAAAGAGAUUUUUCAGAGUUUGCAUGUACAGUAAGUCAUGAAAUAUGAUCAUAUAGCUAAAAUGUAAUGGUCACAAGAAGGCAUAAAGUCAUGUAAUUUUACAAACCUGACAUGAUCUUCCCUUUGGCAAUAAACUGUUAAGUAGCUUGUGGAGCUGUGAAUGAUGCUGUCUAGUGACCUCUGAAUAGGGGAUGACUGAUCAUCAGUUAUGUAUAUGUGUCACAUCAUAAUUACAUGUAGCCAUUUCUUAGAUCUUACAAUAGUCUUUGUAGUGUAGGUAUUUAGUUUUUUUAUACUAUGAAUGUUAAAUAUAGAUAUGGUUUGGGUCCUGAUCACAUCUUUUGGAAAUAUUUGCUGUUUUGUAUAGGAAGCUCUGUAUAUUAAACAAAUUGUUCUAUGAUCUAAUAAAUAGAUAUUGCAGUUCAAUAAAACAAUGGUGCAUAUCUGCAUUACCCAGUUCUGAGCACCCUCCUGGUCAUGGCUAUUUGGGAAUUUGUUAAUGUGGGUUUAUUCUGCAUGGACUGAUGAAGGUCUGUUAAGGCAAAUUUUAUUUCAGCCUGCAUAGUUAAAAUGCAUGCCCCUCUCUAUUUAUAGCAUCAGUAGAUUCAUGCCAUAAAACAAGCCUUGCCUUUCCUUAUCUCUGCACUUGGGCUGGUCACCCUGAAUGUCAAAAUACUUGUUUAAUUAUGUAUCAAUUUGUAUCCCCUAAUAAAAGAUUUAACAGAAAGGAAAGUCACUAUAUCUGGUUUAAACCAUUAGUUGCUGUGUAAUGUGUUGGGAGCCCCCUGGCAUAAUAAAUGUGUUUUGUUUUGUUUUUUUUCGUUAUCAGAGUGGAACACAGCAGAGUCACACUGUCACUGAUAGUUUAACAAUUUAACAAAUAGAAUGUUGUACUUCACUAUAAUCCUUCAGAUAGUGGGAUACAUUGGGGUACAUUACCGAACUGUCUUGAUAGUCAUCUUUUUAUUAUUUUUAAUAUUAUGAGUUUAAAUGUGUUUGGGUUUAGUAGUUAUCAGUUUUCAGCUAAUUUAUUUACUGCUUUUCUCCUGCACAGACUGUGACCAACGGUUCUACCUAAAUUGGCAGUGCUGUCGUCUUCCUCAUGCCUCCCUCUCCCCUAGACGGCAGGCUUAUUGUGGCACACUCCAGGCCUGUGAGACCUCAAGAACUCAACCUUUGCCUAAAGUCUUCCUACCUUGAAUCCUGCUCAAUUAGCGAGAACUAUAAAUCUUUUUUAAGCACAAGUGUUGUGUCUUUAAACACAGCCAAUCUGACGUAUAUGCCCUCUUCCAACGGCUCUGCACGUUCCCUGGGUUGUGGAUGUAGCAGUGCCAGUUGUUGCACUGUGGGAGGUUAUGAGAAAGACAUUCAAACUCAGAGUCAGGCAAUAAGUUGUUCUACCGUUUCUAGCAGUGCUGCAGGAACUUCAUCCGCUGCUCAUACAAACCAAAUGGUCAACAACAAUGAGAACAGUGGUGCUUUGAGUCCAUCUGGAGGCGUGGGAAGUCCCGUGUCUGGUGCUACCAAACAAUUCGCCAACAUAAAAAUAAUUUACCCCAAUGACUUGGCCAAGAAGUUAACAAAAUGCAGCAAAACUCACUUACCAAGUCAAGGGCCUGUAAUCAUUGACUGCAGACCCUUUAUGGAAUACAAUAGAAGCCAUAUUCAAGGAGCUGUACAUAUCAAUUGUUCUGACAAGAUCAGCAGGAGAAGACUUCAGCAGGGCAAGAUAACGGUAUUGGAUUUAAUAUCCUGCAGAGAGUCUAAGGAUUCGUUUAAAAGGAUCUUUUCCAAAGAAAUUAUAGUUUAUGAUGAUAAUACCAAUGAACCAAGUCGGGUAAUACCUUCACAGCCUCUCCAUACUGUUUUGGAGUCACUGAAAAGGGAAGGAAAGGAACCUCUGGUUUUAAAAGGUACAUCUCAUCUAUAUAUUUUGAUUAAGAACAUCUUAUUGACCGUUUGAGUGUCAGACUUUGUGCACCUCAUUGACAACCCCUUAUCAGUUCUUAAAAACCCUUAUCAGUCAUCCCCACUGGUUAAUUGUUUUAGAGAAUCUUAAAGGAACACUGUAGCGUCAGGAACACAAACAUGUAUUCCUGACCCUAUAGUGUUUAACCCACCAUUUCUCAGAAAAUGCAGUGUUUACAUGAAAAAAGCCUGAAGGGAACUAUUAUACUCACCAGAACAACUACAUUAAGCUCUGUAGUUGUUCUGGUGACUAUAGUGUCCCUUUAAAUGUUGUUCCAUUGGGAAUGCUUAUAAAACAUGGACUAUACAGGUUUCAGAAUCCACCCAAAGUAAAAAUAAUACAUAUAUAGUGUAUGUUUAUACCCUAAAUGUAGACGCAACUCUGAGUUCUUCACAGUAUUUUAUUUACGCAGUUAUCAUUUCCCUUAAUGUUAAAUGUGCCUAGAACAAGAUACAUAAUCCUACUGGUUUUAGAAGGGUUAUAUCCUCCUUCCUCUGCUUGAAUGAUUGAUGAUUGGCAUUACUGCUCAGGGAUUUAAAUGUCAUUGUUUUUUUUUCACCAAACAGUAUUAUAGUGAAGAUUGCUGUCAGAGUACUAAAUGGAAAGCACGAUUUGUUUCCAUUAUAUAGCAUAAAGUCGGUGCUCUUUACAAUUCUAUUUAUCUCUAGGGUUGUGUGUUUGUGAUCUAAAAAAGAUAUUUUUAGUAUUUAAAAAUCUGACAAUUUGCCCAAGGUCACAGAAGGUCAUUUGCAGAAUAACUCUUUGCAUGCCUGUGGGAUAAAUAAUGUAUUUUAUAAUCUAGUUAUAUAAUACUAUAUUUUAGUUUGAUCUAUAGUUAUUACAUUUCCGUGCAAAGUAGUUUGUUUUGCCAAGUUAGAAUUCAUGCAUUGAAUUGUUUUUUUUUUUUAUCGUAAGAAAAUAAAAAAUAGUAACCGCUGCAUGUAGUAUUCAUUUUUACAUAAAUGGCUCAUUUUUGUUAGUUUGCCAACAAGUUCCCAGUGUUCCCAUAUUUGCAGUAUCUGGGUUCAACAUUUGAGCCCCAUGUCCCUCCUAACAAUAUGCAUACAUGUGCAAACUCUUAUUUUACACUGUAAAUCAACACCAAAUAAAAUAUAGCCCGUGAAGCCGCACUAACAUUCCCCGUGGAUCCGCUACUGAAAACUUGUGUUUUAACCGUGCUAAUAAACACACUGCUUUGGCAGAGUUCUAUUUUUUACAUCUACAGCUUUGCAAAGGAACUGAAAUGGCAUACGCUUUCUCUGUCCAAUAGCAAACUUCGUACGUCAUUAAGAGGUGCUUUCUAUUAUGGGGGGAAGGAUUUAACGUUAUAAGCAUACAGUAUUACAAUAAACUAUAGUAGACUGUAAUUCUCUAUAUAUUACGGAUGCUGGGCGUACCUACUUUUUAGGAAACUCUAUUUACACUAAUGCGAUCAGAUUGUUUUUAAAAACAAUGUAAAUUAAAAUUUUCAGUAACCCAAAACAACAUUCUAUACACAAGUUAGAUUUUUUUUUAAAAUUUUAAUAUCUUACAUUUAUGCUCUAGUGAUGUAUGUCUACAUACUAAUACGUGCUAUAUAUUGUUUUUAAAUGAAACAAUAUAUAGUGUAUGCAUUAAAUCCAAUGUGUAAUUUGUACUGGCAAACCAGUACGAACAGAUAAAGCAUGCUCACUUACUCAGAAUCAUUUAAAAAGUAAGUUAAUUCGCAUGAAAUGACCUUUCACAACUCAAUUGUGAUGUUAAACAUGGAGUCGUAGCAAGAAAGCUUGAUGACUCAAGUCAUAGCUUCCUUAUGUGCUUCACUCAAAAAUUUUCUUUUUUUUUCAAACUGUAUAAAUAUAUGCUUUAUUUUUAAUAAUCAGACCAAAAAUGUAUCAACUCCAUGAGUGCCAAGGACCAUGUUUUGUAUUAUUGAAUUCGGUAUUAAGACUUUAUUACUUUACAGCACACCACAUCAGGAAAUAAUUAUAGCAUUUAUUCUGCAUUAAAUAAUGCCUUUCCCACGCUUGAUGUGCUGGGUGUGUGCAGUCAACACUUUUCUCAUUUGUGUACACUCAUAUCUCACGCGCUUCUAAUUGUUUGCACAUUUACUGCCUUAUUUCAGCGUUGUAUUUGCUGUUUCAGUUUGGUUAGGUACAAAACCAUAUUUUUUCAUUUAACUGACGCUUAUCAAUGAGUCAUUUUAUUGCUGGUGUGUUUAUUUUUCUUGUGGUUCCCCAAACGAAUAAUUCUUGAUAACACUUAUAUGACAACCAACAGAUUAAUAUACAAGCUAGCUCCCAGAUGGGAAAUUCAAAAUUGUGUGUUAGCAAAGUCUGGUUCCAAUACCUUGGCUGUGCUUUGGUUAAAUCCCAAACAAAAAACACGUAACAUGGAUUUAUCAUCAACAAAAUGUAUGGAUGACAAGGUCAGCCUCAGAUGGUAACAGCCUCAGUAACUGUGUAGCUUACAAAAAAAGAAAAAAGAAGCCCGAGUUUUUUGCAGACACUGGCAAUAAAAUUGAGUUAGUACUCUUUGGAGCAUGAAUGCAUAGAUAGAUGGUUUCCUAGCCUCUUCUGCUCAAUACUGGUCCUAUCUUUUUAUGGAACAACAAAGGUAUAUGCAUGGGCAAGGGAUGCAAUAGGUCCAUUAUGCACAUCCUAAUGGCCCGGUUUGUCUUCCCCUUCCUCCGUUUGGAUCCCUACCGUCACUUUGGCAUCAUUUUAGUCGCUCUUUAUCUAGUAGAACCUAAAAAGCAUGAACAAUUGGCAAUAGCAAUAUUUUGUGUAUCAUUUAUUGCUUUGUUUUUUAAAAAUGAAACAUUAAAUAGUAAUUUAGAAAAAAAAACAUUUAUUUUGAUUAAUGCAUUAAAAUAAAUGAUAAUUAUGAUUUAGUAAUGAAGGAAUGGUCACUUUCUGCACUAGGUGCACACAAAAUAAGUGUUGCUAUAGGAGGGUGGGGGUUCCACAGGUGUCAUUUCUUUUCAGGAGAAUAUUGCUUGUUACAAAAAAAAUAAGAUAACUAGUAUAGUGACUUGACAAGGGGAGGAGGUGGUGCCCGUCUGGUGACUAUCAGCAGGGGGUGUUGGAAAAUAGAACUCUGGGGCACCCCUUCUAUUGGUUAUGUAGUAGAGAAAAUACUGCAUUGAAUGCCUGGCUCAGCAGAAUGUGCUUAUUUCUGACUGCACUUUUAUUGAUAUUAUGGUGAGCAUCAGCAGCCGUUCCUCAUAGGUAAAGAGGAGAGGACAUUACAUAGAGAGGCGGGAUUUGUCAUGACAUAUCUCUACCUCUCUGUUAGUGUAGUGGUGAUUGAGUUUGCCUUUGGGCUCAAACCCUAGGUGUUUCUGGAACCUAGCAAUGUUCCGCCCUAUUGAAAAAUGCAGAAUAUGUUUGUAUUUCUAUGGGACAGAGCCUUGCAGCUAAGACUCAUUUUUUUAAGCUUUCUGUGGAGUACUUCUAUUCCUCUAUGUAUGGUAUGUAGAUUAUAUAUAUUUUUUUCUGCCGUUUGCUUCGGUCGUUUUACUAUAGUCCUCAAAUAUGACAGAGGUAUGCCCCACAAUGCCUAGAGUUUAGGUACACCAUAGACUUGGUGGGAUAGCCAAACACCAUACACAGAGCACACCAUCAGCAAAACCCAUAUUUGUAGUUUACAUAUAAAUGAUAAUAUACCUUCGUCAAGUUAUUCUGAGUCUGGUUGGGGCAGAUCCCUUGUUGGUCACACAAUGUUAUGGUUUGCACCAGCUUGAAUUUCAGGUAUUGAGUAUGGAGUCUAGGCCCUUGACUGUCAGAUUUCAUUACUCUACAACUUUGUCAGAUAGUUUGGGACUGUCCCAGUUUUUAGUCCCUGUGUUUCCAUUAUGGGUAUCAAAAAUCCCCAUAAAGUGCAGUAAGUGUUUUAUUAGAUAUGCUUAACAAACAUAGGCAUUGCUGCGCAUAUUCAUCCCUGAAGGAUGCUAGCUAGCAGGGCACACUCCUUUUCCCUAGAGCCCCCUCCAGUCAUGACACUAGUGUCACUGGCAUGUCCCUUACACAUUGCCAUCUUCCUAUUCUGUUUUAUUCCCUAGAAAUAAAAAGACUUACUACCAAGUAAAAAGAAGUGAAUAUAACAAAUGCACUCCAAAUGAAGCCUUGUGUUUCUAAACUCCCUACGUAAAUCUACUUCAGAAUUAUUUUUGUUGAAUGCAAAUAAUUAUAUUUUGAAUAAAUAGCUUUCACAAAUGUAAAGUGGAAUUAAUGAGUAGUUUUUACUGUGUUUCAGCUCCUGAUACAUAUGGAGUAAUCAUUUAAUAAACAGGGAUAAGGCACUUUUAAAGAAACACUAGCGUUAGGAAUAAAAACCUGUAUUCCUAAUGCUAUAGUGUUCCUCUCCCAAACUUACUAGGUCCCCGUCACCCCCGACAAUGAGAGUUUAAAACCCUUUUUUAAACUUACCUGCUUCCAGCGCUGAGGUUCCCUUGGCGCUGGCUAAGUCUCCUCCUCCAGUGUCACGGCGAUGGUGAGACUUAAUGCGCAUGCACGGCACUCACUGCACGCACAUUAAAGCUUCCCUCAUAGGAAAGCAUUGAAUCAAUGAUUUCCUAUGAAGAAUUUGAAGAAAUUGGAUGUCCUAAUGCAAAUCCAAUGUCAUUUCACAAAGUAAAACUAUGUUUGGCAGCAGGAAGUUUCUUUAGUGGCUUUCUGGAAGAGGCGGACUUAACCUUGCAAUGUAAACAUUGCAAUUUCUCAGAAUAGACCCUGAGAUGUCUAUAGUGCCCGAUCAAAUAGGAUACAUAGCUCACCAACCAUUGUUGACCUAAAACUCUGAUUAUUACCAGCUAGCCAUUUUCUCCAAAAAGCAUGUUUAUAGAUGGUUAAUAUCACUUUAUUGUUACCUACUCUUGCUCUGCACUACAAAGGUGUUAACUUCACCUUCUCAGCUUGUCCAACCUGUAUUUAUCCUCUGUCACAAGAACAAAAAGUAAUGGAAAUUUACAAUCUAUUUGUAAUAUAGUUCAUUCAAACAAAGGCAUAUUUUAGAUGGAAAGACUCAACAGCUUCAGAUUUCCUUUGAAUUGACCUUCGUUACAGGGAGAUUUCAACUUUCAUUACUCUAGUGUGUGUACACGCAAUGGAUUCUUUUUCAUAAACUGUUUUUACAAAUUACGACUGACCCAGCAUAAACGUAAAGUUGAAAUAGGUUUGACAUUUGUCGUUGAUAUGCUUGGCACCAAAUUACAUUUUUUUGUUUUUAUUGAACACUUUAAGUGUCUAACGCACAAUACAAGAUGCAAGUCGCAUUUGAAGACCAAUUCAAAACCAAUCCCUGCAACAUACCAUAUUUUUUUAAAUCUUAUUUAUUAAAAGCAUGUGUUAGAUGAGACCUUUUGCCAAAAAUGCAUAAAUCAUAUUUAGGGACAUAUUAAUUAGGCUUUUCUGAAUGACAACUUUAAUAAUAGGUCACCACCAGUUAUGUAUAACAACCAAGAAAAUUAGUAUGACUUUAUGAACCUUUUGUGAGAGCCUAGAUUUUAAACAAGUUCACCUAAAUUUAAUUAUUUCUUGGGUAUUAUUAUAUUACUGAUUAUUUAUUAUUCAGAUAGUGAUUUGUUAAUACAUUUCCUAACAUUGCUAAUAUAUUUAUAAAGUUGAAACAUUUUGGAACAUUGGCUUAUCUUAACUAAGAAGCACACAUUUAAGUUCUAUCGACGUUCAUGGUUUUGAUAUUUUCAGUGAACAUUUUUCAUUCACAAUUUUUCACUUUAAUGCUAUUGCAUACUAUUAACCUUUUUGGUGGCAUGCAUGUGCAUGUGUUGGUAACCCAACAAAUAAUAUUCUUACAAGUGAAAAAUAAAAGGGCUCAGACCUUUGUUAUAAAUCCAUUACCAGUGUCACAUAUUUAUGAGACUCUAAUACAAAUUUGUGAAUCUUAUAUCUUCUCGCCAGCAUUCAAACCCUAAAGUGUACUUAUCCUUUUUGAAUCACCACAGUCUCAACUUGACCCUUGUGUUUCAGUGCUCUUCUGGUGUCUUCCGUCUCAAAACUCCAUGUCUUCCCUCUCUUAUGUCUCUAACCGGUACCCCAGGGUUUCAUUGCCUCUUCCUACCGUCUUAACAACCUCCAAGAAAGCAAUAUUUGUCAGAGAUCCCUCCAGAUGCUUAACUUUCCUGACCCCAAAUGGGGCAAGUAGUUUAUUGGAACCGGAUUCAGUAGAUAUGUACAUGUUCCACUCACUCAGACUUCUUCCAGCUCUGUCCUAAAAGCACUUCCCAUUCCUGUAAUCAGACCGAGAAGAUGGGACUGGAAGUGAGUGUUGGGGUGUCUUUGUUCCAGGACAAUUUACAGAUGAUAGUGAUUGACCUUAACAGAAGGCUGGACAAGGGAUGCUUGUAUAAGCCUGCCUCCUAGUGGUAUCAGCAUGAAUGUAAACCGCUCUUAGCACAGCUCUUGGCCAUCAGAAAAUGUUAGUGGCCAAACAAGUGGGUUAGAAAAGAUGUCUUUUAGGCAAAAUUUGAGGUGUCUGGCUGCAUACCAGGUGAAAUUCACUACUCUAACGCAAUCAUGGCUGUCGUGUGUACUUGAUUGUGAACUACAUUUAUCAUGAUGCUUAGUCAAUCUGAGCGAUGAUUACUCUAGACCAGAGGCCUUAAAGUACCGGCUCAGGGGCCAUUUACGCCCCCCAAAAUAGUUUAACAUGGCCUGCGUCCACCUACCCUAGAAUAGAGAAGCAUAUCUCAGUGAGAUACUUUGUGUCCAGUUUGCUUUUGGCCUGGGGCACAUCAGGGCCACAAUCAUGCCUUUAUUUGCUGCUGAGGAGGAAGCUGUCUCAUUAGUAAAGUUCUGGCAUGCAGACUGGAACUUGAGUGACGAGGCUGAUUGAUUGACACAGUGCAGGAAAGCAGCCUCCAUCGAGAGUUCUGCCAUGCUAUAGAUCCUGGGGGGUAUAUGUAUAGCUGUGUGUCUGUUUGCAAGGGAGUAAGGAUUUGUGUGUGUGUGUGUGUGUGUGUGUCCAUACACUCAGAUUUGUGUGUAUGGGUUUAUUCUGGCAGUACCUGUCUGCCACCCCCCGAGAAACAAUCACUACACGAGUGGCCCCCAGAUAAAUGGACAAUGAGACCCCUGCUCUACAAUGCCAUUUUAUUUAAGCAGGGCCCAAGUCACCUCUAGUAAAUUGACCAUUAUUUUCUUAUGUUUUAUUUACCCUAUGUACAUUGCUGCCAAAUAUGCAGCAACUUUGAAAAUAUUAAUAUGCAAAUAGAAAUAUGACUCUAGCCAUAAAAUCCAUUCACUACUUGUAAAUUCAAUUAAAAAAGAUAAGAGUUUGUUAUAUUACCCAAUAUCUUCUUCUGUCUGGUGAUUAUAACUGACUGAUGCAUCAAUACAUGGCAUAUUUAUGCCACUGUUGUACAGUCUGAGGCUUCUUUGAGGCAGAGGUAGAAGAACAUGGAAGACAGGCGCAGUCUGGAGCACUUUGGGGUUAAACCAUCCUAUAAACGGUUUAAUCCCUUAAAAUAAGACGGCGCAGACCUCCAGUUCAAAACAUAACUUAAUUGAGAGGAAGUUGCAAUAGUACUUGGAGAGUUCCCUUAAUUUGUUCAUCUUCGUGUUCUAAAUGAAAGUCUUUUGAUUUCAAGAUAAAUUUGAGCCAUAAAGGGUAAACUUCAUGAAGUUUGUUUGAGUUCAGACAAUUCUAAAAAUAAUUGUCGCUUUAUUUUCAGUGGGCCAGUCACUCCGAAUUAGUGACACUUGGCAUUACUGUGACACUAUACUGUCAUACUAAGCCUCAUCAUAUCCUGCGCUGAGCAUUGCUCAUACCCACAAGUAUCUACAUGAACAUAAAUGCUUUUAUGAUGGUUGUUAAUGCUUUUAAAUGGCUGCAUUUUUACACUAGUACAGUUUGAUGAUAUUUAUUAUUUUUAUGGAAUAGCCAGCAUAUGCGUCAUAUAAAUAAAUGCAGAAGUAUAUUCAGUGAGAUACUUUCUAAUAAGCUUUUUUUGUGACUUCCUCCUAUGUCCCCAAGAAGUGGCAUAGCAGACGAAUGUAGCAUAUAGGGAAAUAGGCUUUUAAUACUAUCUGCAGGAUCUGACACAGUUGGGAGGUAUGCAAUAACAGUUUAAUGAACUUAUUACAUUAUGCUAUGUUAAUGUUUUCUUGUCUUUGAGUAGAAAAUCUGCAAAAGGAGUACUUUGCUUUGAGAAUUUUUUUAAUGUGAUAUAAAUGACCCUCCCAUAAUAAACAGAAGGUGGAUUGGGAUUGGAUCAGGACUGACUGAUGGAUUUUAGCCACUUCCUGAUCUGGGCAUAUGUCAUUACAGAGCUGUACUACAUAUUGUAAGCCAUCUAUGUUGAUGAGUGAUAGAUGAGGGUAUGGGACUUUUUGGCUGGAAUAUUCUUGACAUUUAUACAUUUGCUAGAAAUUCUGCUAGCACAGUGUACAGAUAAUGUCUUAACUUCCAUUUAAGAUCAUAUGUGUUCCACUUUUGAAAUUUUAGACAACAUAGCAUAAAGGUUAGCUACGUAUUAUGUAUUUGUUCAACUAUUACAGAGAUUUUAAUAUGUUUUCACAUUUAACACUUACAUUUCCUGUCUUUUGUGCUUUGAAAAUAUUUAACAUCAUGCACCUGGUAUCCUCUUCCUGAUUAGCUGCUAAUUUUCUGGUUUGUUUUUUUAAUGUUUUUUGAUUGUUUGUAAAAGGAUUGUUACAUACUUUGAAAUUGGUGUACAGAAAUUUGAGAUGGUAAGAUAUAUAGUCAUCCCAUCUAUGAUUUUAUUAUUUGUUUAUAAAUUGUGUAAAAUAAAAAAUAUAUCCUAGGGUGUUCAGCCAGUGACACAAUUGAUGCGUAAUGAUGACACCCAUAAUGGGCGGGCUAGCCCGGAAAGCAUCACUUUAGAACAAUCGGGAAACUGUAAAUUCGAGUAUGUUUAAACAGUUUUGUGAUAUAAUAAAAAUGAGUUUUUAAACUUGUUUAACCCCUUCAGGACGGGUGACGGACGAGGUCCGUCACGCAGGGGAGACCCUUAACGACGGGUGACGGACCUCGUCCGUCACGCGGUAAAAUUAACCCCGGAUCGCCGCUAUCGCGGCGAUCGCGGGGUUAAUGGUGCUGCCGGUAUGCCUCUGCAUUGGAGGCAUACCGGGAGCACCCGGUCAAGCUGCCCAGCACAUGUGCUCGCUCUGACCACAAGUCGGAGCGAGCACAUGUGCUCUGUAUACUUACCUACCGGCUCCCUGCACUUCCGGGUUCUGUGUGAAGUGCAGGGAGCCGGAUCAGUGCUGAUCCUGCCCCCUGCUGUUAAAAAAAAUAAAGUUUAUUUAAAGUCCCCCCCCUUACCCAUUUUAAUAAAAAAUUAACCCCUUCCCUGCCAAUUGAUCACUGACUACAGUGAUCAAUUGGCAGGGAUUACAUUUUACUAUGAUCUGAUUUUUUUUUUUAACCCCUGAGGGUUAAUUCUUUUUUUUUUUAACCCUCAGGGGUUAAAUUAAUUAAAUUAAUUAAUUAAAUUAUUUUUAAAUUAUAUAUUUAGAUAGCUGGGGUAGGUGGAAGUUAGUGGGGAAUUGGGGGAUUUGACGUUAGGCUAACUAGGGGUUAACGUUAAAAAAAAGUUUUAAAAGAAACUUUAAAAAGUUAAAAAUUAAGCUUAAAAAAAUGUUUUAAUAACAUUUAAGUAAUAAAAACAAAAAAAACACACUUUACCUAGUCCAAAUAAAAAUUAACCCCUUCCCUGCCAGUCGAUCACUGCCUACAGCGAUCAAAUAGAGAUCACAGUAUUAUACUGUGAUCUAAUUUUUUUUAACCCCUGAGGAUUAACUUUUAUUUAUUUUUUUAACCCUCAGGGGUUCAAUUUAUUUAAUUAAUUAAUUUAAAUAUUUUAUAACUAUAUAUUUUGCUAGCUGGGGUGGGUGGGAGUUAUGGGAAAAUGGGGAAUUUACUGUUAGUGCUGCGUACUGCUAGUUUGGGGUUAACAGUAAAAAAAAUAGCUUAGAAAAAUGUUAAAUCUGUAAAAAAGUUUUAAGAAAGUUUAGGAAAGUUUAAAAAAAAUUUAUAAGCAAAACAAAAGUUUAAAAACUAGUUUUUAAAAGUAAAAAAGUUAUAAAAAGUAAAAAAAUACAUUUUAAAAACGCUCAUUACCACUACACCUGGAACAAACUAGAGAAAAAAUUAUCCCACGCCAAGGUUCAAAAUAUGCCUUUUGAAUUACCCCAGGGUGUAUUCUUUAAUAAAUAGUAUGUGUUUGUGGGGAAGUUUCAAUAACCAACCGUCUAAACUAUUCCAAAUUGGAACAUGGACACAGCGUAAAACUUCAAAGUUAGAAAAAAACUGAAUGGCUGCGUCUCAAAUGCGCCCCUUCAACAUCCACAUAUACCUGGCAAAGGUACAUACGGGGGUAUUGCUGUACUCAGCCGACAUAGCUGAGCAACAUAUGAAGUAUUAUACAGUCAUAGUACACAUAAGGUUUGCAAAAUAUGCUGCGCAAACUCACUUUGUAUGUCAAAAAGGCAGAAAAAAUGCUUAUUACCACUACACUUGGUACAAGCUAGCGGAAAAAUGAUCCCACACUAAGGUUCAAAAUAUGCCUUUUGAAAUACCCUGGGAUGUCUUCUUUAAGAAAUGGUAUGGCUUUAUGGGGAAUUUGGAUUAUAUAGCCUGGUAAAAUACUCUAAAAUGGGACAUAGGCACAGCAUAAAAAUUCAAAGUUUGAAAAAAACUGGAAUGGCUGUGUCCCAAAUGUGCCCCUCCGAUGUCCACACAUACCUGGCAAAGGUACAUACGGGGGUAUUGCUGUACUCAGCCGACAUAGCUGAGCAACAUAUGAAGUAUUAUACAGUCGUAGCACACAUAAGGUUUGCAAAAUAUACUGUGCAAACUCACUUUGUAUGUCAAAAAGGCAGAAAAAACGCUUAUUACCACUACAUCUGGUACAAGCUAGCGGAAAAAUGAUCCCACGCUAAGGUUCAAACUAUACCUUUUGAAACACCCUGGGGUGUCUACUUUAAGAAAUGGUAGGCCUUUGUGGGGUAGAUUGAAUUUAAAACCUGCGAAGAUGCUUGGAAAUUGCACAUAGGCCCAGCGUCAAAAUUCAAAGUUUGGUAAAAACGGAUAUGGCUUGGUCUCCUAUAUGGCACUGUAGCUUCACAAAAUAGUGACAAAGACAUUCAUUGGGGGUGUAUUUUUACUCAAAAGACUUAGCUGAGCAUAAUUUGGGAGGUUUGAACUUAGUGGCACAUAUGAAAUAUACAAAACGCCCAGCAAAAAUGCAAUCCGUAUGUAAAAAAUGCACAAAAUAAUUUUUUUACCACAUACUUUGGCAUAUAUUGGUGAAAAAAUGGGGGUAUGUUAAGGCACAAUAUGCACCUUAUGAGAUACCCUGGAGUGUCUACUUUUACAAAUGGUAGGCCUUUGUGGGGGUUUUUUGAACAGUCAAACUGUUAUAAUACCCCAAAUGGAAGCUAAGGCUCAUUAAAUCCAUCUCUCAAAAUUCUACUGUGAAUACUGUAAAGGACAGGUCUCCUAUAUGGCACUGUAGCUUCACGAAAUAGUGCCAAAGACAUUCAUAUGGGGUGUCAUUUUACUCAGAAGACUUAGCUGAGCAUAAUUUGGGGGGUUUGAACUUAGUGGCACAUAUGAAAUAUACAAAACGCCCAGCAAAAAUGCAAUCCGUAUGUAAAAAAUGCACAAAAUUUUUUUUUACCACAUACUUUGGCAUAUAUUGGUGAAAAAAUGGGGGCAUGUUAAGGCACAAUAUGCACCUUAUAAGAUACCCUGGAGUGUCUACUUUUACAAAUGGUAGGCCUUUGUGGGGGUUUUUUGAACAGUCAAACUGUUAUAAUACCCCAAAUGGAAGCUAAGGCUCAUUAAAUUCAUCUCUCAACAUUCUACUGUGAAUACUGAAAAGGACAGGUAUCCUGUAUGGCACUGUAACUUCACGAAAUAGUGCAAAAGACAUACAAUGGGGGUGUCAUUUUACUCAGCAGAUGUAACUGAACACAAAAUAAAACUUUGUACAGGAAUAGCACACACCAACUUUACAAAAUAUACACGAGAAUUUCUUUGUUAUAAGUUUGUGUGCCAAAAACCAAAAAGAACACAAUUUUACUCCAAUAUUUAGCAGAGGUUGGCGGUGAAAUGGCUACGUAGAAAGUGUCAAAACAACCUUAGGUAAAUAGCCCGUGAUGUCUACUUUAUAUAAAUAUAUACUUUUGUGUGGCAAUUUUGUUUUCUUUUAUGGCUAUUAAGCUUACAAGACAAACAUACCAAAUUCUAAAAUCGCUCCACAUUAAAAUUUUAUUUUACUCCUUGUGCUUUGUGACCUGUAACUACCAAAAAAAACUUAAAAUCCCAGACACAUUAUAUAUUCUGUAAAUCAGAACAAAUAAAUAAAUUUAUUUUUAAUUACUUUCCUUAACCUGCACUAAUUAUGCACACAUUAUUAUUGCAAAAACUGUAAAAAAAAACAAUAUUUUUCAUUUUUUUUGCAUUUUUCUGUAUUUUUUUUAUAAUAAGUAAGCAUUUAUAUAUAUAUAUGUUAUAUCAAAUUAAAGCCCUUUCUGUCCUUUAAAAAACAGUAUAUAAUAUGUGUCGGUGCAAUAAAUGAGAGAGAUGCAAAUUGCAGUUGAACGCAAACAGCAAGAAAAUGCAAAAAUUGCUUGUGUCAUUAAGCGUAAGUCAAGCUUCUGAAGCUGUGUCCUUAAGGGGUUAAACUUUACUGACUGUUUUAGUACACUAGCUACAGUUCAUUUCACUGCAUUGAAAAUAUGUGUGAUGCCAUGUUGGAAGUGUUCCUGAUUAACCUGUAAAACGUGAUUCAUGAAAUGCAAGAAAAAUGUACUGAAAUAUUCACCUUUUUCAUAUUCACCAUAUGAGAACCAAGAACAAAGCGUAACUUACCUUCACUAAUAAUGAGUUGGCGCACAUUUUUUCAGAAUCUUUUAUCAGAGUAAAUGCUGGAUAUGUCUUUAAGGUGGUUCUCAAGCACAUGGCUUUACAACCUAGUCUUCUACUCAAUGCCUUAUACCCUUGAAAUACUUUUUGGGAAGAUAAUGCUCGAGGUAAACUAAGCAUUAAAACAUCUUAGGCUAAAUUAAGCAGUUUUGGUGUAUAGAUCAUGUUGCUGUUGGAUCACUGCCCGAUUCUCUGCCAUUUAGGAGUUAAUCCACUGUGUUUAUGCAGCACUAGCCUCACCCAUCUGGCUGUAACUCACAGAGCCUUCAUGAUAAUAAGGUUUAUGUUUUUCAUUUUACAGCACAAUGUGUUUAAUUUAGAAGAUAUUUUAUUUUGCUCUGUUAAUUUAACUUUUAUCACAGUUAUCAGGCUGUUGCAGGCUCUAUCAAGCAACUGAGAGUGCAGAAUAUAAGGAAUUUUACAGCUUGGUCCUGGUGUCUACAGCAUGUCCCAGCAGACUUUUUAAUGCAAAUGUGGCUUUUUAAUAGAAAAGGCAGUGUUUACAUUGCUGCCUAGCAACACCUCUAGUGGCAAGUCACUCAGACGACCUAGAGGUGCUUCCUGUGUCAACGCUUCAGUGUGCAGCACUGGCGUUCAGCUUCUCCUCGCUUUUCAUGGUGGCGCUGAACGCUCCUGACACUAUAGUAUUUCUUUACGUAAACGGCAAUAAGGAAAGAUAAAACUCUUUUUCAGGAAGUGUGUAAGGGGGCUGUUUGAGUUACUGUCAGGGAAGGUGUGGUUAGGGCUGCAUAAACAAAGUGAUUUAACUCCUAAAUUGCAGAUACUUAAACAGUGAGACUGUUAUACACUAAAACUACUUAAUUGACUUAAAGUUGUUCUUCUGCUUAGUAGCCCUUCAAAAGUAGCUAAAAGGGACACAUGCCAGCUUAACUUACUACUCUUAUUUCAGUCAUAUCUUCGCAGGUUUGCAAUUAUGCAAACUGGUUCCAUAUUUUAGGCACCUAUUUGGAAAAUCUGCAGGUUUAGAUCUAUAAUAUGUCUAUGAAAGUUAAUAUAUCUACUAGUGUCAGAGCGUGUUUAAGGAUAGUAAACACAUUUCUAACAAACAAUUUUAACUAAAAAAAAAAGAAACUCCACUCUCUGGAAGCUGUUUAAGAUUUACAUCUUCCUUGAAUAACAAAUGGCAGCUUUAAGUUACAACAAAGGUGAAUAAAGCAUGCCCUCUAUAGCUCUGCGCAAAAUUGUAUCUCCGUCUGCUUUAUUUUAGGAAAUGUAUUUUCACGCUUUGCAAUUCAGUCGUAAUUUAUUGCUGGAACAACUGAUCCAAUGUUUAUAUGUUUGUAAACACUGGUUGCUAGUUUGCCAGUCCAAGUUUAAAUCCCACGUCCCCCAGCUCCUACCACGCAUUCCUUGUUUGGUUGUGCUUGUGAAGCAGGCAGCUCUGUUAAUGUUACCUUAGUACAAGAUCACAUUGGAGCAAAAUUGAUCAUAGGACCUGAGGAGCACAGGGUUUAAAUUACUAGCUCAGUUCAUAGCUAUGUUAUAAUGGUGAUUGUGGGAGGUUAUCAGUGAACUUUUAUUUUUCACGGCAAUGUAGAUAAAGAACGUUUGCAUUUAACCUGCAUUUUCGAGGGGGAUCAGAUGUGUUCAUAUAUUUUUUAUGAAAGACGUUGAUGAUGACUUUGCCUAUUUAAUAUUAUGCUGUGAGUUUAGAUACAUCUGUUUGACUUGUUCUGGUGUAAGACAACUGUUUGUCUCGAGCGCAGUGUAAAUUCGUCACAGUAGGGAUUCAGGAGAGUAUUGGGAAGGCUUUUUAGGGAUUUUGGUCCAUGAUUAAUCAAUAGUGUUACAUUAACAUUACGAUUCUCCUGUUCAGUUUCAUUCAUGAACAUUAGGCAUUAAAGAGUUACUAUAGUCAACAAAACCACUACAGCUUAAUGUAGUGGUUCUGGGGCAAAGGGCCUGUCCCUGCAUGCUGAGCAUUGUAAACACUGCCUUUUCAAAGAAAAGGCAGUGUCCACAUUGCUGCCUAAGAUGACCUCUAGUAGCUCUCACUUGAACAGCCACAAGAGGGACUUCCUGGAUGAGGUCCUGCAAUCUUUGCAUGACCUAUGUUCAGCAUCUCCAUGCUCUGCAUGAAGACACUGAUGCUCCACACAGAGAUGGAUUGUUUUAAUGCAACUGUAUGAGGAGAGACUGAGAGAUUGGUGCAGUGCGGCGAUUUGCCACCUAUGCUGCCUCCCAGUUCUUUCCUAUUGGGGAAAUAUUGGAUUGAUGGAGAUCAUCAAGAUUGAGGAUGUCAGCCAAGGAUGCGUGGCGCAACACGGAGGCCAAUACUGCAAAGGCUAGAGUCUAAGUAAAUCUAUUUAUUUUUUAUUGCAGGGGGAAACCUAAAUAAUCAGAACACUAUAGCAUUAGGAAUACAAUACUAAAGCUGUAGUGUCUCUUUAAAUGUUCCUUUAGAAGACUGUGACGGAACACCGCCACUGUGUACCAUGCCCACAUAUUUGCCUGCUUAUGGUUUUCAGGUCAGGACUAUUUAACAAUGUAUUGCUUGUCUGUGCCUCUCCCCCUUCCUUUUCCUGUCACAGCAGGACGUUGUCCCUCUUCCAUCCCGCAUCAGCUUCUUGGGAUGGAAACCCCUCUUGUUUUGUGUUGGAGACCCCAUGUAGGGGUCUGUGCAUGUAAAACAUUGUCAGUUUGUGUUGUACUCCCAGAGCUGUGUGUCGUCCAGUUACUGGGAGGAAAUGGAUGCCUGCUUGUUGUAAGGAUUCCUGAACGACUGAAGGAAGGUAUUAGCGGAGGUAACCGGUCGGGUUACCAGUGGUCUGCUACAAAGACAUUGUCAUGUUUGCUGAACCAGUUUUAAAUGAUGCCUGAUUUAUAUAUCCAUUUGUAGUAGGACAUCUUGGGACUUUUGACUAACCACAGAGAGUAAAUCUAUUAAGAUUCCCUCCCCCUAAGCAACAUCUAACAAAUACAAACAAAUACAUAAAAAAUGGUUACAAAGAGAGAAAUUACAAACAUUUUUCCUAAUGCACUUUAUCAGCAUUUUUGUCUUAAUGUUUUAUUAAAUUAGCAAUUACUGAUAUAUUUCUUUAUUAAGAUCUGCAUUAUCAAUUUCACACAGUUCUGUUGCUCCAAGUUAACUGGUGUUCCAUCAGGUACUUACCAACCAGUGCAAUUGAGGAUUGAUCAUGAAACAUCAAACAUGCUAACUUUGACAGUCUUGAUAUUGAGAGAGAGACAGAGAGAGCGUGUAGGGCAGGGGUAGGCAAUCUUCGGCACUCCAGAUGUUAUGGACUACAUCUCCCACAAUGCAGCCAAAAUAUUGCCAAAGCAUCAUGGGAGGUGUAGUCCAAAACAUCCGCAGUGCUGAAGGUUGCCUAUCCUAGUGUAGGGGAUUAUCAGCGGGGUUUGUUUAAUCAUGCACUUGCUCUGCACUUUUCCUCAGUCCUUUAGACACCAGCUAAUAGAUCCCCUCGGGUGGUCUUGGGGAAAUUUGAGCGUCAUAUGAUAACAUUGUGUGACUUGGUAGGUCUGAACCAAGUAUAUUUGUUAAUGGUGAUGAAACUUUAGAUAUUUAUGAAUUAACAAAUGACAGUGUUUGGUGGAAAAAGAGUGCUUGUAACCAGGGACUGGUGAACAUAGGGACUAAUAGAGCUGAAGCCCUGCUUGCAAUUUUUUACUUGCUUUUUUACAAGAAAAGAUUGAGCCUCUCGCCCAGCUGUCUGACAGCCAGGGAGGUGUAUCAGCAUUGAUUUAUAAAUGUGCCAAUUUCUAUUGAAAUCACACUUUUAUGAAAGAGGGCACACUCUCUGCGUUUGUAGUGGAAAAAAUAUAGGAACUAGCAAUGACGAUGAUGUUGGCUAUUGAUGAAUUAGUUAAUAUAAUAAUGCAGUUAAUACUAAUGAAGUUUCUACUGCUAUACUUUUAUAUUCAACAUAGUAUGUGGAAAAGUGCAUUUGGGAGCUAUUACAGCUGUUUUACUGAUAUUUUAAUGUAUAUGCAAUUCCCUUUCAUAACACCACAAACCAUACAUGUGUAGCAAAUUGUCAUAUAUUUGGGAAUUGUCAUAUACAUUGGGAAAACAAUGUAGCGGGCUGUGCUACAAUGAGGCAUUGCCUCUUUGGUUAUGGAAGAAUCGCCACCUUGAAAUUUGAGAACCUGAGACUGGUGAGUGACGCCCAACUUUAAAUACUUUCAAAAGUUGGUUGGUCAAGUCUGUAGCAAAGUCGUGGUUUAUAUAUGAGGUCUGACUGAAAAGUAUCCAGCUAUUGUUAAUAUACUGAGAAUGGUUUGUCGAUUUAACCUGGCAGCCAAGGGGGAGUGGAUUUGGAAUGCGCAUACAUGAACCCUGACAACUUUUACCUUCUUGAUCCUGGAGUGUUACCUGUGUCCUUGUUCUUCUGUGAGUAUUCUGGUGGAUUCAGCAUUGUCCACCUUUGCAACGGAGCACCUCCACGACAGAAGGCAUGAUUAAUUAAGGCUCUCUUGAGCCGAAACGUUGCACUUUGCACUUUAUGAGGUGGUGUGUCCUGAAAUAAAUUUACCUUCUUGAUCCUGGAGUGUUGCCUGUGUCCUUCUGCUUCUGUGAACUGUGGGGGCGCUAGAGGCUGUUGAGUGAGCAUGUGUAUUGUGUGGCCAUUGCAUUCAAAAUGACUGAGCGAGGAGAGCAACGAAUCUGCAUCAAAUUUUGCGUUAAGCUUGAACAUACCUCUGCGGAAACCAUUGGGAUGAUUCAGAAGCUUUUGGGGAUGACACAAUGAGUGCAGCGUAAAUAAAAUCACCCAGGUGACUCAGCCCAAAUUUGGCAACCUGCGACUUCUGGCUUUUCCCAAAGCUAAAAUGCCCUUUGAAAGGGAAGAGAUUUCAGACAGUCUUUGAGAUUCAGGUAAAUUCAACGAGGCAGCUGAUGGCGAUUCCAACAAAAGAUUUUGCAGAGUGUUUCGAACAGUGGAAGAGACACUUGAAUAACUCUGUGAGGUCCCAAGCUGCCUACUUUGAAGGGGACUGAGGCGUCAUUCUCCGAGGUACAAUGUUUCUUGUAUCCUGUGUAUCUUGUAUGUUAAAUGUCUCUAUUUUUCAUAUUACAUGGCUGGAUACUUUCUGGACAGAUCUAGUACAUAAUAGGUAUAUAUAGGUGUCUCUUCCAGGGUGCAGUAUCAGGUAUAAUAACUUUAAUGUGAUUGAUGGCAGUGACCUUAAAAUAGGCCACAUUGUUAGAAAAAUAAUAGUAAGUAGACAAGAGUUUGCCAGAUUUUGAGAUAGAUUUUUAUAAUAUUACUAAUAUUACUCAAUGAGACAGCCACUAGAGGGAAUAGGGGGAAGGCUUAACCCAUUAAUAAACAUAGCAGUUUCUCUGAAACUGCUAUGUUUAUUAAAAAAUGGGUUAACCCUAGCUGGACCUGACACCCAGACCACUUCAUUAAGCUGAAGUGGUCUGGGUGCCUAGAGUGGUCCUUUAAAAGAAAAAAACUCUGGAUAAGGUAACAUCCUCAUUGGCCCUUCCACUGCUCUCAGAUUCAUCAAAUAGGAAACAGGCUGUUUCGGACAGGGGUGCAGCUAAAGCUCUAAGCCAAUAAGUAGCUCCCCAUUCACAAAAUGCCCCUCCCAUACCCACUAGGUCACACCGUUGCGCUUGCUCCACUCAAAGGCAGACUCAGAGUGCCUACCACGCUUUGCUGUGCCAUGUAAGGUUGUAUCAUAUAUGUAAUGCACAAAUCUAAUGAUCCCCGAAGGGUUGUAUCUGCAUUGUUUCCCCUUAAAUGCAAUUGAUCACACCUUAUGUUUCAUUUAAUUGUUAUAUUUUUCCUUUGUUGUUCCUUUGGUAUACCAUGGUAUACUGCUUGUCUGCACUAUCUUUUGUUUAUGUCUUAAUUUAUUGAAAACUUAAUAAACUUUGAUUUGAGAAUAAAAAAGAGUUGCUCCAAACAUUAUGACUUGUUUAGUGAUUUUAAGUGGUCACGGUGUCUGAAGUCUGUAUGUGCAGCGUUUUACCAUGUUAUACAGUAUACAGAUUACAUUAAUGUUUGAUUUGUUUUAAACAAAACACAUAGAUCAAGCUCCAGAAUAAAAAUUUAAUAGGUAAUUAUGUCACGUUUGUGGAAAACACACAACAGCGCACAAUCAGGGAGCAGAAAUGGUACAAUAUGGUAAAAAGGGGGGGGACCUAUUGGUAGCGGAGGGAUUAAAGCAUAAAUAAAUAAGUACAUUUCCCUUACAUUACAUUUUUUGUUGCAGCAAACUCUGCAAUCUGUGUGUAGUCGCUUGUGUUGCUGCCUCUCCAGCGUGCUGUGGCUGUCGUGAUGUGUCUUGGCUGAUUUCUAAUGGUCAGUGAGGCUUUUUGCAGGGCACCAACAGCCUUAAGGCAAAGUUGCUAGCAGUGCAUGAAAAUUGGACGUGAAUGCUCAACAGUUUACUACAAUCUCUGUUGCCACCUGUCACAUGUUAUUUGUCAGAAAGCAGAGCCAGGUUAAAAAUAUAAAGCACAGAAGCACAUCUAUUACCUGGUUUAUUGAACAUCAUUUCGGCAUGAUUGAGUGUUAAAUCGGUAAUGCAUCUACGUAUGUACUGAAUGUUUGUUUGCAUUGCUCACAGCAAAGCUUGCUGCAUAUUGCCUGCAAUGUCUGAUGUUAUUUAAAUUUAGCAUGUUAAAAGGAAUCUGUGUAACUUGAAUAGUAUUACAUAAACCUGAAUCAUGCAAACGUGUGUUGUACGUCAACCUCUAGCAGCCUCCUAUUUAAAGGGAUACUACAAGCACCAAAACAACUGUAGCUUAAUAAAGUUAAUGCCCCUGAAGCCACACUGCUCAAUUUUCUGCCAUUUAGGAGUUAAAUCACUGUUUAUGCAGCCCUAGUCACACCUUCCUGCAUGUGACCUAUACAGUCUCCCUACACACUUUCUGUUUAGUUAAACAUAAUAUUUAAACUUCCUUUACUGCAUAUUUGGUUUAAUUUAGAAUGUUUUAUCUCCUGCUCUGUUAAUAGCCUGCUAGAAUCCGUAGGAGCAUCCUGUGUAUGUAAGUGAUAUAAACUUCUAAAUUAAAACACAAUGUGCUGUCACAUCUGAUGGAAAAUGAAACCAUUUUUUCAUACAGACUGUCAGUCACAGUCAGGGGAGGUGGGGCUUGGGCUGCAUAAACAGAAGCAAAAGUGAUUUAAUUCCUAAGUAGCAGAGAAUUGACCAAUGAGCCUGCAAAACCGCUAUCUACACCAAAACUGCUUUAUUAAGCUACAUUUAUUUUGGUGCUUAGCAUGGCCAUUUAAAGCUUUAGGGGUUUGUUACAAUGCAGCAGAAGGGUGAGAGAUAGAUGUGUUAAUAUACACACUUCUUUAUAAAAGUUAUUGCAAACGGUAUGCACUAUUAAAAAUGGGAGCACACAAUCUCAAUAUUAAGUAACACAAGUAUUAAUAUUUACAGAUAAGUACAGACAACAUUAUGAGGACAUUUUACUUUAUAGGACUUUACAUUUGAUACAUGGGCAUAUUGUUAUGUUACAGUUAUUGAAAGUUUAGUUUCAUUAAAGGACCACUAUAGGCACCCAGACACCUUCAGCUCAAUGAAGUGGUCUGGGUGCCAGGUCCAUCUAGGAUUAACCCUGCCUGCUGUAAACAGAGAAACUGCUAUGUUUACAAUAGGGUUAAUCUCAUUGACAGCCGCUAGAGGUGCUUCCACGCUUCUCACUGUGAUUUUCACAGUGAGAAGACGCCAGCGUCCAUAGGAAAGCAUUGAGAAUGCUUUCCUAUUGACUGACUGAAUGCGCGCGCGGCUCCUGACGCACAUGCGCAUUCAGUCGAUGACGACUGAAGGAGGAGGAGAGUCCCCAGUGCUGGAGAAAGGUGAGUGUUUAACCCCCUUCCUCCCCUAUCAGCCUGGCGGGAGUGGGACACUGAGGGUGGGGGCAUCCUCAGGGCACUAUAGUGCCAGGAAAACGAGUAUGUUGUCCUGGCACUAUAGUGGUCCUUUAACCCCUUAAGGACACACGACAUGUGUGACAUGUCAUAAUUCCCUUUUAUUCCAGAAGUUUGGUCCUUAAGGGGUUUAAGUAGAUGAUAGGGAUUAUAUUAGAUUAUUCAAUAUGGGAGUUUAACAACGGACAUACUGGAUGUAACAAUAAGCAUUGAUAUGCUACAUUUGUUUUUAUAAAUUGCCUAUCUCAGUGUAAGGAUACAUUUCUGAGAAUGAUAAUACCAGAUAGUUGGCAUUACAGAGUCUCUUUAAAGGGACACUACACUGUCCAAAUACAACAAUAAAUAAAAAUCAUUGUUUAGUAUAUAUAUAUAUAUAUAUAUAUAUAUAUGUAUAUAUAUAUAUAUAUAUAUACCAAAUGAAAACAUGUAUGUAUUUAAUUAUGCAUUUUUUUAAUUGGGGGUAAAUGUUAAAAUAGCUUGCAAAACCUGCACAUCUCUUGCCUGCAACCUUUGUAUGCCCUCCUCUUCUAACCCCUCCCAGACUUUCUGUGGCUGUCCAAUCGCAAACUUGAAAUGCUGCUCAAUGAGAAGUCUUUGCAAGGUAGAGUAAUUGCUACCUAUUGUGUUUAGUUCCACUGAGCUAAACAACCAGGAAGUAACAGAACUGGUUGUCUGAUUGACAAUGGGUAUAACAAGGUAAAUUAAUAAAAGUGCCAAUUUGUAUUGACAUCUGCACUUUUUGUAAAUACAAAAAGAGGACACACUCUUCACACAUAAAGUUCUUCUGCAAGCUUAAGUUCUUUAGAGGUCUGGAGUACCCCUAUAGAUAUUUUUGUGUUACUUUUCCUUUUAGUGAUGCUUGUUGAACUUGUGAAUGUGAUAAUACAUCCUGCAGGCCAUGCCUGUUUUCUUUUUUUUUUCUUUUUUUUUUAGGUAGUAAGUUGUCCCAUAAUAAUUCCAGUUAUUGACCUUGGUUCAACCUACAAACAGUGUUUAGACUAUAUACAUAUUAGCUUAGCUAUUUGCAUUAUGUAAUCUACCUGAUUUUCUGGUUCUCGGUGACUGCACAUACACCACUCUGCACGUACCACAGGGCAGCCUUGACAUAUACAAUCAGAAUGUUAAAGUGAAUUACUUUCUUUUCGAACCUUCACCAUCAAUAUUUUUAUUUAAUAGUACUGCAUUGGAAGAAUUAGGUCUUAUAAAGUUUGAUUAAAACUCAAUAAUUUCUUGCUGCCUAGAUUUUAUUGACCAACAUGAACUUUUUUGUUAGAAUUUAUUUCUAUAGCUCCAGAAACUGUAUUGAAUAUCGUAGUGAUGUCCUCUAUCUAUACCAUGGGUCGUCAACCCACUAGUGGGCGCUUCAGGAUUCCAGGUGGGCGGUAGGGAUUUUCUAAUUUUGAGAGACCGGGUGGGCGGGUGCAAGCCGGUGGUACCCCUGCGACCGGGUACCGCCUUCACCAUUUGCGGCCCCGGCCCGCGCGGCAAACCGCCGGUGCUGGAUAUGGAGGGUUCCAUCGGGUGACCCAUGCUGUCAGGGCCAUCCGAUGGAUGUGGAUUGUAAGGGGGCCCGGUCAGCGCUGGGCGCUUUAACAGCGCGACCAAGCCCCCUGUGAUUACAUCACCAAGCUGGGAGGAAGUGACUGCACGUCACUCCUCCCAGCUAAUACUGAGAGCUGCGCGGGAGGAAGACCAGGGAGUCAGAGUGAGAACUCUGACUCCCAUCCACCUGAGCCACCACUGGACCCCAGGGAAAGUCACCCUCCUGCACCUUAAAGGUAGGAAACAGGAGAGUGACUAAAAUAUUUUGUGUGUGUUUGUGAAUGCGUCUUUGUAUGUAUGUCGUGUGUGUGUGUGUCUGUUUGUGUGUGUCUGUAUGUGUGUCUUGUGUCUGUCUGUGUGUAUGUGCCUUUUUAUGUAUGUCUUAUGUGUGUCUGUAUGCAUGUCUGUGUGUGUCUGAAUGCAUGUCUGUGUUUGUCUGUUUGUAUGUAUGUGUCUUGUGUAUGUCUGUAUGUGUGCCUGUCUGUGUGUCUGUAUGUAUGUGUGUGUGUGUGUGUGUAUGUAUGUAUGUAUGUGUGCCUGUCUGUUAUAGUGGGCUAUAGCAAGUAAUAGUAAGUGGGAUACCUAGCUCAGCCUUCCUACUGGGCAUUGCUAUAAGGAAGGUUAAAAAAAAUUUUUUAAAAAGGGAGAAAAAAAAAGGUGGGGAGGGGAAUUGAGGAGGGAGAGGAGGGGAGCUGACGCACAGAUGAGAAAUCAUUUUAUGCGCAAACAGAGAAGUCGUCUGAAUAUCACCGAAAGAGGAGACCUUCGUUUGUUCCUUACGAAAAUCGAACCAGAUAUCAAAUAUUUAGUCUUGCAGCAUCAACCUCAAGGAUCUCAUUAAUCACUAGUAAAGGUAAUUUCAAUUUACUUUAUUGUUUUCUCAUUAAACUUUAUAAAGUUAAAAACAUUAUAAACAUGCAUUAAGUAGAAAUAAAAAGAUAAAUGUACAUGCAAUUUUUUUUUUUUUUCAAAACACCCUCCUUUCUAAAAAAUAUUCUGCACUUGCGCGAAAACUGAUGGGCGGUAAGGAAAUGUUUUCAACCAAAAAGAUGCAUUAGUGGGUAGAAAAAGGUUGACUACCACUGAUCUAUACCAAUCGCAGUACGUUUCAUGGUUGAUACUGUAUGAGUAGCCCCAAGUAUUUAAUCUUUUAAUCUCACAACAGGUCCUGUGUACAUUAGUCCUCCCAUGGGAUUCGGAAAAAAAAUUAUAUCUUAUAUCCUGCACACAAACACUAGAUAUUGAUCCCUGAGGAGAAACUAAGAAAAAAAAAUGUUGGUAAUGGAAGUAGAUGGAUAUAACAAAUAGGCAAAAUCGAUACUGUGGAUAUUAAGUGAGAGGGUAGAACAAUUAAAUGUGAAGAAACACGUUUUAUGGUGGGAUUAUCAGAGCACAUUGCUAGAAGAGUUUUUCUAUUGUUUUCUUAGAAAACAAUUAUUUACAGUAAAAUGUAAAACAUAAUUCACAAAUGUGUAUAUAUUCAGAUACCAGGGAUUAGUUAAGAGGUUCUUGCAUGUCAUAACUGUAAGAUCUAAUAUACUCACAUGCAAAGAUCAAUGUAAGUAAUGAAAUCACUAUGUUAGAUGUCCAAUACAGAGAUUUUAGAUCCCAUUGGAAUUAUCUGCGUAAGUGUGUACAUUUCCCAGGGGAUCACUAGCAAGAUAUCCACAUUGAGUUCCUAAACCGGUGACUUCUCUGCCUAAAAUCUACAAUGAAAAAGGGCAGUCUAAUAAUCCUUACCUUAAAGACCACUCAUGGCACCCAGACCACGAUAUCUCAUUGAAGUGGUUUGGGUGCAAUGCCCCUGCUGUCUUAAACCUGCAAUGUAAAGCACUGCAGUUUUGUAAGACCGGCAAUAUUUUAAUUGCGAGUUUAAGCACAUCUCUAUUGACUGUAAGAACCCAGUCAGACUCGGUUUUCAAUCACAUGCUGUUCAUAGAGUUCAUUUGAUUGUUUAAGUGGUGGUGACUUGCUGAGCGUGUGCACUAGGCUCAAUCUGGGGAAGCAUUGGAUUGGCUGAGAUCACCAGGGAGGCAGGGCAGCUGUGGCAAGACCAACACAGCGAGUGAGUAAGUAAAACUUACAAUUAUAAGCUAACAUGGGAAGGGGGAGCAGACACCAAAAUAGGUAAGGUAUUCAUGGUUGUAUUUCUAAUGCUAUUGUGUUCCUUGAAGUUUGGAAGAAGUAUAAGACAUGUGUACCACCUGCCAAAAAAUAUGGACACCAUGAAUGUUUUACUUAAAGGACCACUCUAGGCACCCAGACCACUUCAGCUUAAUGAAGUGGUCUGGGUGCCAGGUCCUUCUAGGGUUAACCCAUUGUUUUAUAAACAUAGCAGUUUCAGAGAAACUGCUAUGUUUAUGAAUGGGUUAAGCCUUCCCCCUAAUCCUCUAGUGGCUGUCUCAUUGACAGCCACUAGAGGCGCUUGCGUGCUUCUCACUGUGAUUUUCACCGUGAGAGCACGCAAGCGUCCAUAGGAAAGCAUUGUAAAUGCUUUCCUAUGCGACGGGCUGAAUGCGCGCGCAGCUCUUGCCCCGCGUGCGCAUUCAGCCGGCGGGGACGAGAGAAGGAGGAUCGGAGGAGGAGAGCUCUCCGCCCAGCGCUGGAAAAAAGUAAGUUUUUAACCCUUUCCCCCUUCCAGAGCCGGGCGGGAGGGGGACCCUGAGGGUGGGGGCACCCUCAGGGCACUAUAGUGCCAGGAAAACGAGUAUGUUUUCCUGGCACUAUAGUGGUCCUUUAACGGGAAAUAGAUCCUCUAUACGCAGAUGUUUCAGAUUAUUACUUUGAUGAAGAAAUAAAAAUGUAGUAAGCAACACAAAUAGUUUACAAUAGUGGUGCUAUUUAUGACUUUCAUGGCCACAAAACCUUCUUGUCAUCUCAACUAAUGAACACAGAGGACUGUUUUUCUUUUCUCUCUAGAAGCUUUGACCUUGUAUAGGGAUACAUGAUGACCAUAAAUUUGAGCUUUCCCUUUGGGGGAGACCAUGUUUCUCAUCAUUAGAAGCAGUAGCUAAGCACUGUGAGUAAUGUGCUGACCCUGUCAAUAAACAUUCCUUGGAUACCCUUGGCAUAUUUGUAAGCAUAGACUCUAAUUAAAUUAACAUCUAAUCCUCAUUUUCCCUUUCUUAUAAUUUGCAUUUUCAUGUCUUGUUAGUAAGUAUUGAAUUAAACACAGGCCUUUGUACUAUUGCUUCAGGGUACGGAACUUCAGGGCACGGAACACACAUUUAAGACGAGCUGUGUAAUCCUUGUAAGGAUUGUAGUUGUGUCUUAGAUACAAAUCUGCUUAAUAUAUUCUGAUUUGCUAAAAAGCAUCUAGCGCUUAUUAAAGGCACCUGUGAAAAUGUAAAUCAUAUUGUCUGAACACUGUGAAAUCCAUAUAUUUAUUGAUCUGUUUAGAACCCCUUUUGCUACUAUAGAUUAAAUCUCCUUUAUUAAAGAUGUCCUUGUGUUCUUCGCACAGUUCUGUGGAUUAACUAUGCAUAUAUUGUGUGUGUAUAUAUAUAUAUAUAUAUAUAUAUAUAUAUGUUCCAUGCUCUCAUAUCGUCUUGAAGACUCACUUCUCCGGUGUAAACAUUUCUAACUAUUUCAGUGCUUCCUCAAAGCUUCCUCUUAAUUUUAUUUUCCAUCCCCAUAAAAUCCAUUUUGAGAACUGGAAGCCAACACUGUUGCUAAGUCUUAUGGUUAUUCCAAAGCCUUCUCAUUUUCUUAUUCCCCUUCACCUUUUUGCCUUUGAGGAAGUUCUUUAUAAAUACUCAUCAGCAUCAAACCACUGACAGGUGAAGUGAAUAACAUUGAUUAUUAUGUUACAAUAGAACCUACUGGGGGGUGGGAUACAUUAGGCAGCAAGUGAACAGUAGGUUUUUCCAAUUUCAUGUGUUGGAAGUUGAAAAAGUGUUCGAAUGAAAAGAUCUGAGUGACUUUGACAAGGGCCAAAUAGUGAUGGCUAGACAAAUGGGUCAAAGCAUCUCUGAAAUGGCACGACUUGUGGGGUGUUCCUAGUAUGCAGUGGUUAGUACAUACCAAAGGUGGUGCAAGGAAGAACUACCGGCAUCAGGUUUGCUGGCCCCAAGGCUCGUUGAUGCAUGUGGUUUGUUUUAGUGUGAAGACAUGUGCACUUAUAUAUGUGAUGACAAAAUUGCCCCAAGUGUUAAGAAAUGAGACUAAUGGCCCUUUCCAGGAACCACAAAUUGUUAGUGCAUAGUUUUAUGUCACUUGUUGUAUAGUUGUUACCAUAUUGUUAGACUGUUCUACCAAUCACGGCAGUGACUUUUGCCUUUGGUAUUCAACUCAUUUCUCCCAUGAAGAUACACAUAUGCUUGCAGUUGCUUUAUUUACAUUUUCCUUAAAGGGAUAUAGAGAAUGCAGUUUGUACACUUUAGACUUUAGGCACAUCUUUAUGUAAUACACAUGAACCUAUCACACGUGGCUAUUCAUUAAAGGACCACUACAGGCACCCAGACCACUUCAGCUUAAUGAAGUGGUCUGGGUGCCAGGUCCAUUUAGGGUUACCCCUGCCUGCUGUAAACAUAGCGGUUUUAGAGAAACUGCUAUGUUUACAUAUGGGUUAAUCCAGCCCCUAGUGGCAUGUUUCUUUUGAAGUGGUUCACAGACUUUGUAUUUAUUGCAGCAUAUUUUUAAGUUUUUAAAACCAAUACAUUGUUAAAAAGCUGAUGUAACAGUUGAGUGGAUCCAAUUUAGGCCGUAUUCCUGACUUAAAGCAGGGAGCAAAGAAGAGAGAUGUCUCCUGACUAGCACCAAGGCUUAAACAACCUGAGGCAAGGUAUAUCUGGGCACCUAAGUAGGAGAGCAAAUUAUCCUACAUUUAAGUUCUGAAUAUACGUUAUUUGAUAUGCUGUUCCAGUGUGUUUUUAUCUCUUUGUUCUGUUAGAGAUAUAUGCUGAGAAACAGGGGACACCUUAGAGGCACAGAAGCCCCAUUAUUCAAGCUAUUUCAAAUAAAGCUCCCUUAAAUAUAAGUGGUAAAACUUACAAUUUUAUCAUAUAUCUCUUCAUAUUACACAAAAUACUACACUAUAAUAUUUUUGUAUUUUUUUUUGUGUGUGUGUUUUUUUUUGCUACUGUCUAUUAGUAAAGUAUUUAUCUAGCUGAGGUGGCCACCAAUUAGGGUUUUUAUUUUAGUUUAUGUUUGUAAUAAAUUAUACUUGUUAUAAGAUACACAUAACAUAUCUUUAGCUCAAUGAAGUGGUCUGGGUGUCAGGUCCCUCUAGGGUUAACCCUGCCUGAUGUAAACAGGGCAGUUUCUGAGAAACUGCUAUGUUUACAUCUGGGGUUAAGCCAGCCUCUAGUGGCUGUCUUCUGGACAGCCACUAGAGGCGCACCGGCAAUGAUUGAGGCAUAUUAUGCCUCAAUCACGCAGAGCGUCCAUAGGAAAGCAUUGAAAAAUCUUUCCUACGGACACUUUGAAUGCGCGCGCGGCAGUGCCGCGCAUGCGCAUUCGGCGCCAGUGACGUCAGAAAAGGAUGCUGACGUUGGCGGGGGAGGAGAGGUAAGGGAGCCCGGCCGGGGAAAAGGGUGAGUAGCUGAAGGUGGUUUUAACCCCUUUAGCACCACGGGAGGGGGACCCUGAGGGUGGGGGCACCCUCAGGUUACUAUAGUGUCAGGAAAACCAAGUGGUUUUCCUGACACUAUAGUGUCCCUUUAAGGGAUGGCACUGAUGAUUCACUGACAUAGGCCCCCAAUUUUAAAAUAUUUCCCAAAUGAUUCAAUACUGUUAGAAAGACUUUCCAAAUCAUUUUUCUACAAAAAUCAUCAUUAAAGUCUAGGGGAAUUUUUUUUUAGAUUAGUUAUUUGUAAAGGUUUUCUCACUGUAUUGAAUAAUUUGGGAAGUUUAUUAUAUUGAGGCCAUAGUUUUUUUGUGUAUUUAUGCUUGCAUGUAUAAUUUUUUUACAAAUUGAUUUCCACAGUAAGUAGACAUGCAAAUAAAAUUAACUUACAUCUGCCAACCAAGGCCCGAUUUUCACAUUAUUGAUAAAGCUUUUCAAGUGAUUUAUGUGCUUUGAAAAAUAUUAUAAAUUGUGAUUAUUUUAAUAUAUUGAUUUUUUUCUUUUACAUGUGAUAUUUGUUUUGAUAGUGUAAUAUUUAGAAAAAAUUAAGUUUAUCUAAAAAUAUAAACUAAUUUGCUUUUUUUCAGUUGACAGUGUUUAAUUAUUUCACUGGCUAAAACCCCCUUAGCUCUUUUAAACACAACUCACUAUGCCGGGGCUCGCAAGAAGAGCCUGUGCCCGGCAGAGGUGCAAACAGAGAGCCUCCAAGUACCACCAGACCACCAAGAAAUGUGUAGCAGGAGCCUCUACCACCAGACAACCAGGGAUUGAUGUGUCCCCAUUCCCUGGCCAGAUGUAGUAGACUGGGGCGGAGGGGGCUGAGGACACAUAUAUAAUAAUAAAAUAUAAAAUUACUCCCCUACAUACACUGCAUUCCCUAAACACAUACUACAUGCCCGACUUUGCUAAUCCCCCUAUACCCACACAUGCUACAUUCCCUAUACACGCACGCUGAAGUUUACUGUAAUUUUGAUACACAAUCUAAUAUUUUUUUUUUCCCCCACAUACAUUUCUAGUUAAAAUAUAUAUAUAAUAUAUAUAAAAUAUAUGAGUGUCUAAUAUUGCGGAAAUUGGCUAGUUAAAAAGAAAUAACACAAGUAGUGCUAUUUUUUAUAUUCUUAAUUAUUUUAUUCUUGGAACAGAUACACAUUAAAGCCACUAAUAACCGUACGCCAAUAGUAACAUGGCCUAUAUUUACUUUUAGACAUGACGACAGCCCUAUAUACGAUAUAUGGUGUUAUUGCUUCUGCUCGGUUGUAACAACAUAAAGCUUUAUGAUUUAUGACUUUGAUAUUUCCACAGAACAAAGAUUAGGAUAUUGGUGUUUAGUAUGGUUGACUCAACUUGAGAAUCAAUAAACUACCAUCUGUCAAAGCUAUGGCAUACUGUAAAAACAUUUAUUUCUACCAGGAAUUUCUAUUUCUAUGUAAAGAAAUGGUCUAAACGUAUCAAGAGGAAUUGAUUGUGUUUGGACAAAACUGCCAUCUUUUUUUAUCUGCUGAAGUUUUAACUGUAGAUCUGCAAUCUCCAGUCAAAUGACAAUAUUGCUUAAAAAAACACUCCAAGAACCAUAAACACUACAGUCCUCUGUAGUGCUUAUGGUGCCAGGAGUGCCUUUGUGCCCCUCAUUGUUUAAAAACGUUUUGACAACUUACCUGUGGUCCAACAGGAGCUUGCCGCUGCCUCCUCUAGAGCUGGAUGCUGCAAAAGGAGUUUCCGUUAGCUCCACUGAUGUAAGACCUAAGGCCAGCUCAUUGGUUGAGAGCAUUGGUUGAGUGCUAUCUGUGUAUCUGCACCCCCUGCACUGCCAACGUAGAAUCUUUUUUUGGCAGAAGGUUCUGUUGGAUGUGAUGGCAGGUACCUGGUGAACUCAAAGUAUAUUGCCAAAAACCGUUUGUAAAUGGUUUGACAAAUUAUAUGGGGGUAGGGAGUGCCAGGGCGUUCCUGGAACUAUCAUUACUACAGUGGGCUCUAGUGAUUAUGGUAGUCAGAGUCUUGCUUUACGGAGCAUGGUCAUUUCAUUGGCAAUUUUUUUUCAUUUCGUUUUCAUACUCUAACAAAAUUGCAUCUAUUGUAAAAACACAACAGAUAAAACAGAGACACAAGAUUUUUUUUUUUUUUUUGUAAUGACAUUUUGGUAUAAUGUGCAGUGGGAUUCAGAAAAGAAAAAAAAGGUGAAAUACAGAGGGGGCAAGCCAAACAUAUUGCAUCUUACAAAAUUAAAAUUGAAAAGGUGAAGUACAUUUUAGUUGCUCUUAGAAUAUACAUUGAGACAGGUUUAUUGUAAGCUAAUAAUAAGUAGGAUUUCAAAGGAACACUAUAGUGUCAGGAACUCAAACAUGUAUUCCUGAAACUAUAAUGUUAAAUUAACUAUUUAGGUCCUUGGACUUCCCUUUAUUGCAUGGGAAAGGUGUUUUUACUCAUCUUUUUUUACCACAUCUCGCUGUGGCUAGCUCUCCCCCUAUGGCUCAGGUCAUCAAACUUGCAUCUCUAUGGGGAACAAAUCAUUGCAUCUCUAUGGGGAAUGUUUAGCGUCUCCAUGCAUAAGGUAUAAACACUGAACAAUAGUGUUGCACAGUGUGCAGCAUUGGACUAGGAAGCUCAUCUAGUGGCUGUCUGAGUGACUGCCACCAGAGGUGUUACUAGGCAGCAAUGUAAACACUGUCUUUUCUAUGAAAAAGCAGUGUUUACAUUAAAAAGCUUGCAGGGACAGAUCAGUCUUAUUUCUUAGAACUUUUAUGUUGUCAUAUUUCUUUCUUAACAAAUCUCACUAACUGCUCGUCACUUUAUAUUCUAACAAAAAAACCUUAUAUAAAUAUCAACCUUAUUGCUCAUAUCUACAUUAGUUAGAAUUGAUUACAAAGAUAUAAAAGAGAAAAAUUAAAACUGGGGAGGGGUGGGGGUGAGGAGGGGUAAACGCAGAUGUAUUCAGGGAUAUAUCAAUUAAAUAGGAGAGGCUUAUAAGAGCAAAUCCGAUCUUAAAGAAGUCUGAUUGUUAUUUGUAACUUGUUUAACGUUCAGCCCUCUGAGUGGUACAUACAUACGCUUUCAGUUCAGCUACCCUGGCCUUAAAUUUGAAUUCACUCUGAACUCACCUUGAAUUCUCACUUUAUUAAAAUAACCUUGAAAAAAAAAAUACAAAAAAAUGUACCUCCACUUUGAUCUUUAAUUCCACUGUAAAUUAUAUACAAAGUAUAUCUUCUUUAUUUUACUUAGGCUUUGUUUCAUGGAUGUUCUAUAGUAUAUUUUUUAUAAUUUUAAUUUUAAUGUUUUUAAUUUAACUUUCAGUUCAGUACUGGGUAUACAAUACACACACAGGGAUCAAAAACACCAGAUUACACAGGCGAUGUAUUUAGAGUCCAUCAAUUUCAUUCAUUUAAGAGAAAACCGCCUCAUUCUCCAUAUGUCACCAUAAAAAUUAUACAGACAAGAUUUACAAUUGGACAGACGUGGCAUCCCUGUAUAUUUAUUUCCUCUUCUCCAAUUGGGUAAAUACAUUCUCAAGCCACCUGUUAGCAUUACAUCAUUUAUUCCCAAGAACACAGUUGCACGGAACGCUUUAAACAAAGUAGUUCUUCUUGUAUUGUUUGCACUCAAAGAGCUGAUGUCAUGCCAACUGAUGUCAUUGUAUGCCUUUGUAUCAUCACCAUAGCUACCGGGCAGGUGGAAAGCCUACCGCUGAUGUCAUCGUAAAUAUAGAGGUUACAAGAGUUUUAAAACCGUUUGUUUUUUCUUCUUAUGAAUAGAACCAAAGUUCCUACCACACUUGGAGAUACGAAAAUCCCCAUAUUUAUUAUUUGCUUUGUAGACCAUGAUGUUAGCAUAAUAGAAUAUUGUUAAUACUGCAGAACCAUGCAAUUUAAUUUAAUGAUCCUCUCAAUUCUUUUUGAAAGUUUUUUUUGUUUGUUUUUUUAGAAAUGAUUUUAUUUGUCCCAAAAUGUGACUUUGAUGAAGAAGAAUUGGAAACAAAGAUCAAUUAAAUAAAAUGUAAAAACAAAUAAUAAAACAGUUGUUUGUAGCAGUUAAAUUUUGAUUAAUUCUUUAACUCAAAGAAAAUUAUAAUUAUCAAAAUGUAAAACUUUUUACAUUUCUUAUACCAAAAAUGAUGGAGAAAUGACAUGGGAAAUGUUUUUCCAAAAUAUGCAAUUUGUUAAAGUUCAGAAAUUCGGUUGUUUUAAUCUCUUGUUCAUAUUGACCAAAAUUUAGCAAAUCCCUUCUCAACUAUAAAGUGAUAUCUGUUUGGAUUGUUUUGGAUAACUGCCUGGUGGAAGCAUAAGGCAUCAAGAAACAGUUUCUUUUUUUCAUUAUUUUGUUUCUUAUGAUUUAUUCCAAUUUUUUUUAUAUCAUAUGAUCCGUUGAAAAAAAAAAUGUUCUUUGAAUUUAGACGCCUGCACUAUUUGCUCUUAAUUAGCGCUGCAAACAUUUGAUUAGGGAACAGAAAAAGAUCUAACAAUUUUACGUGAGCCACUAGCUUAUUGGACAAAUCGAUAUGUGCAGUUCUAUAAAUCAGCAAUAAGAUUCAACUAAAUACCUUAAAUGUAUUCACUAUGCUGAACAGUAAUCCCUUUUAGAACUGACUACAGUAUACUGUAUAACAAUAUGAUAAUUUGCAUAAAAAUCAUAUUGUUUUAUAGUUCAGAUUUAAAGUAAUUCAGUAUUUUGUACAAUGUACAACUGUGUACUUGUUAGCACCCUUUAUUACACAGCACAGUGGAAUAGCUUACUUUCUCAAUAUUGGUAUUGCGUUUUUGAAGUAUAGUAUCCACUGUAUAUUCUUUGAUGUUCAGUUACUGACUAUGGCUGGAUCCAGAGGACAAUACUUCAAUAUAUUCACCAAUACAAAAACAAUGCAGGUUUUAUAUCCUGAUGAGUCACAUGACUCAAGAUAGGGCAGACCAGACCCUUCCUGUGCCAAAAAAUAGGGACACACUCGAAUGAGUGAGGACCUAUUUUUGGAUAUCAACCCAUGGAAUAAGAACCAUUACAGUAGAAAGUCUUGGCAUAGAUUAAAUGCUGCCAAUGUCCUUUAUAUAUUAUACCUACGUAUAUCCUCUGUCUGUACUCCCACCUCUAAUCCUCGCUUCCAAGACUUUUCCAGGGCUGCACCUCUUCUGUGGAACUCCCUUCCCUUCUCCGUAAGAAUUUCACCCAGUCUCCACACAUUCAAAAAAUCAUUGAAAACUCACUUCUUCAAGAAAGCAUAUAAAUUAAACUGUUUUCAUGUUUUUUUCCCCCACCCUCCAUGACUCCUCUCCUGCAACUGUCAAAAAUUACCUACUAAGCCCUCAGUGAAUACUUUUCUUACAACCUACUUUGUACCCCUACUUUUACCCUUCGUGUCACUACACUCCACUCCCUCUAGAAUGUAAGCUCAUUAACCAGGGCCCUCCACCUCUCUGUUCCUGUACGUCCAGUUGUCUGGUUACAAUUACAUGUCUGUUAGUGCACCCAUUGUACAGCACUAUGGAAUCCGAUGGUGCUAUAUAAAUUAUAAAAUAAUAAUAAUAAAACCCUUGGUAGAGGUAAAGGCUGUCCCAUUUACUUGCUACCGCUAGCCAUACUCCAGAUAAAAACAUCUAUAUUAAAGCCAAAAAAAUUAGCUCUGUUCAAUAUGACAACACAUGUUUUAAUAUUCUUAGCGGGUAAAAAAAAAACACUGUUAAGGAAUUUAUGCAUCUUAACUUUUCCUAGGCAGGGGCAUUCUCAUCGAGCCAGGUGGUUCCUAAAUCAUCUGGUCCCAAUAAUUAUAACCUCUGACCCAAUAGGGUACCAGGGGAUGCCUAAUCAAAAAUCUAACUCUUCCAAAUGUGGCCAAGGGUCUCCAAGGUCCUGACAACCUACCUCUUCAGACCCUCACACCUCUCCUGACCCCAGCAUAAUUCCACGUAAAUAUCAUGUCUCAUCAAGACUCAUUAAACAUUAUACUUUUUUGAUAUAUGUUCUUAAUAUUUGCACUGAUGAUUCUGCUAUAAGUUGACCAUGAUAUCUUCUAGAAUACAAAGCAUCAAUGUUAAUGCAACAUUAAAAUGUUAAAUAGGCUAAUACGCCUUGCAAUUCAGAGAUGGAUCUUUAUUAGUCUUUUGGCACACCAGGUUCAUAGUGAUACUGAAAGCAAAUCCUGGGUAGGAAAAAGGCCAGGCAUCAUUUUACAUCUGGAGCUUUGACAGGCAUAGAAAUAGCAGUCAGGGAAAUAUAUUUAGGUGUGUGGAUAAACCUGACCUGAUAGGGUAAGAAUUGAUACUUUGAGUUCCAGAGAGUUACUCAACAUUCUGGCAAUCAUAUGACAGAUCUGGAUUUUUCUUGUUAGACUGAUGUCACUAUAUGAGUUUUUUUUUUUUUUUUUUUUUAAAUGUUUAAUUAAAAUAAAUACAAAUGGCAUGGGGUAACAUGAAAACAAAUUAUAUUAGUUGAUACUUAUUGCGUCCUAGCUGAAGAAAAGGGUGUUUUUGGUGCAGCCAUCCUUCUCCUGUAUCUCGUGGAAGUCUCACAGACCAGAAAUAUACUGUCCUAUAACCUUACUAUUCUCACCCGUGCAUAAGGAUACAGAAUUGGCUCCUGUGGGAGAUUAUGCAAGAUGUCUGCCUUCAUCAGGAUCUUUAGUCUUAUGCAAAAUUAGUUUGUGUAUCAUGUGAGAGCAUUCCAAUGACAGAAAUUCAAAGUUUGCAAGCCAUAAAGGCUUACUAAUGAUUUUGAUUGCUUUAAAAAAAAAAAAGCUUUACUUAAAGUGGCUUUGUCCCAGCAAUAUCACUUUUGAGUAUUUUAUUAACAUAAUAUUUCUAUGAAAUACUUACGUUGACUUCUUUGAAAUUCCAUCACAAUCAAAAGAUAUUAUAAGACAAAGUAGGGACUACUUUGCCUUAUGGUGAACGGUGAGGUUGACAUAACUUGACAAAAGUUGGGCUCCCACUGUCAAGUUUUGUUAAUUCCCACAGCUGUUGCUAGUAUUGAGCUAUGGAUACUGUGAGAGUACACUAGAAUACAGCAGUGAUUUGGGUUCCUGGUGGAUGAUUCACUAGAAGCUAAAGAAGUAAGAUGGUGGUACAUGCAAAGAGGUUCUUCAGGUGAGUAUUUCUCCCCUCAACUUCACCUUCAUCCACUGCAAACCAAGUGGGAAUGUCACCUGCAAAAACCUGAAAGUGACAUAGCCACUUUAAAAUCACAAGCCAAACAAAAUAAGUAACCGUAGUUUAUUGGAGUUGUUCAAAUAAUAAAUUCUCCUGCACUCUAAGCCCCUCUUACACUAUAACUAGAAAGUUAUCUUCCUCAUUAUUGGGACAAAAUAGUUGUACUCUUUAAUAAUGUGCACACAUUAUAAAAAUAAAUAAUUAUAUACAAUUUACAACAAUUUUAAGCCCUUGUAAUAAAAGUUAACUCUCCCACUAGCUGCAAAAUGUUUGUAGAAAUAUCCUUUUUAUGUUUUUAAAUUACAAUUUCAAACGACAAGGUUGUCUCAUGCAUCUUUGGACUUUAAUUGAGGUGGGAAUGUGUCUUCCUACACUACCAGUGCUGGGUGAGUGGUGGCAAUAUACCCUGGCAUCUAGGAGUUAAUAUAAGAGCAGAAUUAUGGUUCCAUGGAGGAACAAGAGAAUUAAUUGUCACCCCACUGAGCUCCCUUAGUAACUCUUCCUUUGGAGUCUAGGGCAACAAAUAGGAUGGUGUUGAGAUGAGUUGUUAUAUUUUAGCACCAUUCCUCCUAUAGACAGUCAGGAAUAAGGCUCCGUCCCUGAACGAAAAGGUAAGAAAGAUUAAGGGAAUUUAAGGAGUUAUUGUUAAAUCACUGUUGCUUACAGGAUAAGGAGAUGAGCUUUGGCUGACCAGCUUUACUGUUUAAUAGCUGGGUAAGUUGGGUUAUCAAGGUUUCCUUAUAUUUGCACAGGUGUUAUAAUAAAUAUCUCUAACUUUCUGUUAUAUCCAAUUGUUCUAAUAUCUGUUGGAGAUUUAUGAUGAGAGAGCUUAUAUCUCAAUAUGACUUUUGUGUUUUAUGUACUCUGACGAUAUACCAUUGUUGUUUUCAUCCUAAACUGAAGUUGGAUUUAGUUUACACAUCACACAGUGUAUGUGCAUAAACUAUGUAUUAAGACUGAAAUUCUUUAUAAUCCUUUAUUGUAAUAAGAGUUUUCGUUUUUGUGUGGAGUAUAUAAACAGUUUUUUUGGGGUUUUUUUUGCAGGUGGACUCAGUAGUUUUAAACAGAACCAUGAAAACCUCUGUGAUAAUUCCCUCCAAUUGCAAGAUUGCUCCGAUGGAGGGGGGGCUUCCGCUGUAUCAAUUACACUACCUCAAUCUGUCCCGAGCACUCCAGACAUCGAAAAUGCAGAGCUGACCCCCAUUUUACCCUUCCUUUUCCUGGGAAAUGAACAUGAUGCCCAGGACUUAGAAAAAAUGCAAAGAAUGAACAUUGGUUAUGUCGUCAACGUAACAACACAUCUUCCUCUAUAUCAUUAUGAGAAAGGAAUCUUUAAUUACAAACGUCUACCAGCAACAGAUAGCAACAAACAAAAUCUCAGGCAGUACUUUGAGGAGGCAUUUGAGUUUAUUGGUAAGUCACUUAUGUUGUGACUCUCUAACUGAAUUCAACAAUAGUAUCAGCAAUAGCAAAGGUUAUGAGUUUGUUUGAUAUUUUAAUACAGUUGUCAAUUAAAACAAACUUUGUCAAAUAGUGCAUUUAUUUCACCAGUCUACCCCACCUGAAUAAGUCUAUUUAGCUAAAUGUUUAUAAUUAAUGGCAGUGUAUAAUUACCAAUAUUACCAAUGUACCAAAUAUUUAAUAUCUAUUGAUUUAAUAUUAACAAUGUUUAGGUAUAUGUAUGUAUGAAUCUCAAUUCUCUAUUUAUGUGUUCUGUACUUUGAAUUAUUUUAAUAAUUAUUCACUUCUAACAGUAACCUUAAUUAAUACACCUGUUUAUUGUCUUGCAAGUUGUGCUUUUUUGUGUUAUUUUACCAUCUAUAUUAUAUGCCCAGAGUAUUUAUUUAGUCCAACCUCAUCAUGACCUUACCCAAACUGCAAUCCCAAUGCAUUAGAUUAGUGGCCUAAUAUUCAUCUAAAGUCUUUUAGAAUGAUUUCCUUGUCUUAAAUUAGAUCGAUCAUUGUAGCUCGAGAAGGAUUAAAAUGACACAUGGCCCUAGGCAGAUUACCAGUUUGCCCCCACUACCCAUUGAUUCUUCACAUAGGGUAGGUUAAUGGGGCCAAGCAAAUUCAUAGUUCACUGUCUGAGACUUCUGGCCUUAGGCUACUGCCUAGGAGCAUCAUAUGGGGCUCCUGUCUAAUCCCUGGGCUCUAGUUGGCCGCCUAGGGUCGCCUUGUUGUUAAUCCUUCACUGAAUAUUUUCCUAGUUUGUUGCAAAAUUGGAAAGCACUUGAAACUAGUUUUUUUGCCUUCUUUUGGUUCAACAGCAAAAACAGAUUUGAGGCUGAAUUUGAUGAAUGCUAGUCUUUUUGUAGCCUAUGUAACACUUAUCUUAAACUUAGUUUAAUCUUGCUACCUUUUUCCAAAAUUCCCAGAUCUGAUUAUUGCAAGUCUUUUUUUGCAGUUUAUGUAGCUAUGUAACACUUAACCUAACCUUUAAUCCAUGUACCUAUUUCCAAAAGUCCCAAUACUAAUCCAACCUUCCAUUUCCAUAUAUAAUGUAGUUAGUCUGUUUAUACCUUGAGGAGUUUGCCUUGGGCUGGCUUGUCUUAUCAAUGUAAAACCCACUUUCAUUAUAUGGAUUAAAAGCACUAUUGAUUGAUUGGUGACGCUGAGGGUAUACUAAAUAUACUUGGGUACUCUCAGAGUAAUCUAACCAUAAGUCUAUUCAAAAUAUUUUAUCAACAUUUUAUUUUUAUACAUUUUUUAUUACAAAAUAUUUCACACAUAUAAAACAUUUAACCGCUCAUAAAGAAAGCUAAAGUUAUAUUAUCAGCUGUAAGAUUGGAGAAAAAAAAACACUGUUCAUAACACUUUGAAAAGCAGUGAUUUGCCAGUUUUCCUAACAAAAUGGCUUUAGCAUUGAAAUCUAGCCAAGACUUAAUUUAACAAAACCUAUACUUUCCAUCUCUAGCCUAGAGUUUUCCGGUAUUGCCUGUGCUUGCUAGGCAUCACCGUUAUAGUUAGAAUCAGUUCUAGAACUUAGAAUCUAACAUAAAUAGCUGAACUUCCAACUGGAACCAGAUGCAGAAUUCUAGGUACUAAACCUUCCAGAAAAAGUCUCUCUAACAAAGAACGGUCUAUCGUAGGACUUACUGACCCUUGAUAUUUAGCUUUACCUAUGGGUAUUAAACCUUCCACCGCUAGUAGAAAAGCCUUGAUUGUUCUGUCAGUCAAGUCCAUCCUCCGCUUUAUAACAAAUCUCUCUAAAGACUAAUCAUCUACAAGGAGAGGACAUAGUUACAUAGUUACAUAGUUACAUAGUAGUGACCCUUGAGAUUUACUUUCAAGCUUUUCAUAUAGGGGUUUCAUUUAGCCCUGCAACUAACAAUUAUUCCCAUAAUGAAUUAUUUAGUAAAUUAAUGUUUUAAUUAACUAAUGAUUCAGAUAUAUAUUUUUUUUAAUCUAAAAUAUCUAGUCCACUCUUAAUUGUAUUAAUUACAUUUCAAUAUUUAUAAAAAAUAUAAAAAAAACAACAAAUUAAAAAUGUCCAAAGCGCUAAGGACUAUAUAUCAACAAAGCCUUACACAGUUAUCUAUUCAGUACAUAUAAUCAGCAAUAUCAAACAAUCAGCUUUGGGCAGACAGAUAAUAGUGCACGUUCAUUCAAAUAACAACUCCCAUCACUCUAGUAAGUAAUCCUAAUUCACCUGAUUUAAAGGAACUGUGUAGCUUUAGGAAUACUAAUUGGUAGCUGUUUAGUUCACGGUCCCCCCACCCUUCCUAAGUGGAUGAAAAAGUUAGUUAAUUUACCUUGUCUCCAGCUCCGCAGAGCUCCCUCCAUAGCCAGUCCAGCAUCCUUGAUGAAAACUGAUAAUCUCAGCCAAUACAGUGCUUUUCCACAGGGAAGCAGUGGGUGGCUGAUAUUUGACAUUGCAGGGUUAAAACAACAGGGACAUGACGCUCAGAGCACUUCAUUGAGAUGGGUGCCUAUAGAGUCCUUUUCAUAUAAACAAUCCAAAUUAUGACUCCUAUUAUUUCUGGAUUGCACAGGUGAUCUAAUCCACAUAAGCUAGGAGCAGUUGUAAACUCUAUCCGAAAAAUUAAUUUAUACUGUCCUUCUACAAGUGGCACGUGUAGCUGCUGGUAUUCUCUGAUCUGCAGAUCUCAAAGUCCAUCUUAAAAUGGAACUGUCAAUUUCAGAGGUCUUCGCAUAUUUUGCAUAUGGUGUGGAUCUGGUGGCCGUGGCGUGCAGGGGAGGUGAGUUUUACUUUCCUCAAGCUGUCCUUCACGGCCGUCACCUUGUUAACACUGCAGGUCCUCUUUGGCUCCUGGCGCUUCAGUGCAUAAGAAUUCAACACUGAGGUCUUUGGAAGAUCCCGCAAGACCGAUCCAUAGACAGAGCCAGAAUCCCACAGCCAGAAUCCCUAAUUUGUUUUAUGGUAUUUUUGGAUUGCGUUGGAGUGUCAGUGAAAUAUCUGUGAAAUUCCAAUGGAUUCUUUCAUAAUUUCAAUAUUUCAUAAAGUUUAUACCCUCCAUGUAACACUAGAAACUGUAUUAAGUGUUCCAACACCUUUAUCCAUGUAAAACAGCUCAUAUCAUAAACACUCUCUUCUGUAUACACAUGCCAGGCUAGAUAUUACAAAAUUAAAACAGCACUAUGCGUUUGCUGUUUUCUUAGGGCUUUGUCAAAGUGCAUUUGUAAUAAAAAUCUCUCUUUUUCACAAUAAAAGUAACACAAUGAGUAAACAAUUUUCAUAACAGAUUAUCAAACUUUUUUCGAUUAGUUUUUUCAGCUAGUUUCAUUUGGAAGAAAAUAGAUAUUUUAUCUGCUAUAUUUAAUAUUUUUUUAUAUUUUACCAACAUCCAAACCACAGACCCAUUUGCCAAUAUGUUCCUCAGUCAGUAUUUGCUCAUAAUCCAUUCAUGUCCAGUAGCUGCACCAUUAAAAUAAUGUCUGUAAGUCUAGUCUAGAUCUAGAACAUUUAUAGCGUUUAAAUGUUAAUAAGCAGUGGGUUCUGCUAUGUUUUAAUUUUUAACCCCUUAAGGACACAACCUCUGGAAUAAAAGGGAAUCAUGACGGAAUAUUCCCGUCAUGUGUCCUUAAGGGGUUAAAUGAAGUGGAUUGAGAAAAACAAAUAGCACAAAAAUUUUUUAAAGAUUGUUUGAAAAAAAAAAAAGCAACUACACAAAAACUCCCAAAUAGAUUUAGAAACCUGGCAAUAUCUCAAAUAUGUUCUUGUGGCUGAGAAUGAUCACGAUGUCCAAUUUUCUAAAAGCUGUUCAUUUGGAGCUCUGCUGGGUUUAAUUUAGAUUAUACGUUGUGUAUAUAUUGUUUCUGCUUUUUUUUUUAUAACCCAUUUUAUUUAAGGCAGUAUUAGACAAAAUUAUAUAGGGAUUUAUCCAGCCUGUAUUGUAAGGUUUUGAAAUACAAGGUCGGGAAAGAAAAGUAAUCUCUCACUGCUUCAAAUGGCAUUAUACAAAAUGUCAGGUUAUGUUUUGUGGGGAGAAUGUCUUUUGACCAGCUGCCAUAAUCGGUCUUGUUAUAAAAAUUCAGCAGCUAGAACAAGUGUAUGAAUAGCACUUAAAAGAAUUGUAGAAUGAUUUUUUUUAAAUGAGCUUACAAAAUGAUUAUUUUGUUCGUUACAACAGCACAGUGUUACAAGCUGUUACAUUGGAAGCUGAAAUUGCAAUACCCUUUAAGGAGAACAAAAAAAAAAUAUAUAUGUAUAAAAACCAGUGCUAGUUUUGGUACAUGGUGCAAUUUUAGAUUUUUACUGUGAUUUUUUUUCCGUGUGCUUUAAACAAGUGGUUUGCGCUAAAGUGUUACAUUGUGUGGAGCUUAUAGCAAAGGCAAAAGGUUUCACCUAGGUCUAUAGGAUAGGUGUCUUGGAAGGGGGAGGAUGCUGGGGUAUCUAGACGCUAAACGAGUUUUGGUAAGGCAAAACUCAAAGACUCAGAAAAACGUCUCAAAACUCUUAAAUGGACACUAUAGUCACCCAGACCCCUCAGGUUUUAACCCUUCACAUGUAAACAUAGCAGUGUUAAUCCAACCUCUAGUGGCUGUCUUCCUAAAAGCCACUAGAGGCGAUGCUGUAUGCGAAAAUAGCAUCCAGCUUGCAGAACGUCCAUAGGAAAGCAUUGAGAAAUGCUUUCCUAUGGACUGUUAGAAUGCGCGCGCGGCUCUUGCCGCGCAUGCGCAUUCCGCUCCACUCGGGAGCUGAAGUCGGUGGGAUUGGAGAGUUCACCAACGCCAAGAGAGCCCGGUGCUGGAUUAAGGUAAGUGCCUAAAGGGGUUUUAACCCCUUCAGCCCAGCGGGAGGGGGACCCUGAGGGUGAGGGUCCCCCAAGAAUUAUAUAGUGUCAGGAAAACAAGUUUGUUUUCCUGACACUAUAGUGAUCCUUUAAUUGCUGAUAUAUAUAUAUAUAUUGAAUACCCAAUUUAAGCUUCUCCUUUGCACAUACAGAAGCAGGAAAAUAAAUUCUGACAAGGAAAAUUUUUUGUCUGGUGAGCACAAGGAAAAAUAGUAUCAGGAUGGGGACGACUUACCGAACUAGAACAGAGCAUGUCGUAAAUUUUACAAGGUGAUCCCCUGGUUACAAAUGUAGUCUCCUGAUAUUCCUACUAAAUUAGCACUUGGCAUGUUAUCAUUACAAUUAAUUUACAGUAUUUUAUUUAAUGAUAAAUUACAGUAUUUUUCUCUUCUGUAAUUAGACUAUAUGGUUUUGUUUUUAUAGAGGAAGCUCACCAGUGUGGAAAAGCCCUUCUUAUUCAUUGCCAGGCCGGUGUCUCGCGCUCAGCCACUAUUGUGAUUGCGUACCUAAUGAAGCACACGAGAAUGACCAUGACUGAUGCCUACAAGUUUGUCAAAGGAAAACGACCAAUCAUUUCUCCCAAUCUGAACUUCAUGGGGCAGUUAUUGGAAUUUGAAGAGGACCUAAAUAAUGGGAUUACACCACGGAUUCUGACACCAAAGCUAAUUGGGGUAGAGACUGUAGUGUAGCAAAAAAAAAAUUGUGUAUAUAAAUAUUUGGGUGGAAAAAGCAAAAGCUUUCAGCAAAUUAUUAUUUAAAUAAAAUAAUUUAAAAAAAGACUCUAAAUUAUCCUUUUCUGGAUAAAAAAAUAAAUACCCAGGACAAAUGGAACACUGAGGGUAGAGGUUGGAUAGAUGCAAUGAAUAGCUUUCUGGUUGAAAUAAUGGAUAAUAAAGAGAUUCCAGGCUUCCAGUUCUUGAGAAAACAUUGAUCAUCUUGCUUAAAUAAAACCUACGAUAGGUGGUCUGUGCAGGUUCAUAGACUAAGCAAAGUUCUGCUAUUGGAAAUCCAAAUAAAAGCAUAUGAGUAUGGGCCUUAACUGUCAAAGACAUUCUCUCAAGACAAUGAGAUUUUACUUCAUAUCUGCCAUAGAGAAUCCAUGAAGAUGGCAAUUAAAUUGAACUGUUAAAUAUGGGUGUGUUCAGUUAUAUUUUUAUAUUUUGGGUUGAUACGGUUUCAUCAACAAGGAACUUGACCAUUACUUGCCCUUUGUGGCUUAUUGUGCAAUAAUAUUGUUUUGAGUGUGAGAUUUGUUAGAGUGAACUGAAUGUUCUAAAUUAGAGGUGGAUGACAGGUAUGUCUCAAGCUGUUGUAAAACUAUGCCCGUGACUUGCAAGGCAUCAUGGGAGAUGUAGGCCCACAACUUCUGGUUGUUGACACAUCAUGUCUGCAAACAGCAAGCCCUCUCAAUAGAUGUAGUUUGCCGAAUUGUGGUGGGCACGCCAUCAUGGACAAUAUAUUUCCCAAACAGCUGGGGAGCUACCUGUUGGCUUCCUCUUUUCUAGAGGAUGAAAUGUGCAAAAACAGGAGAAGGGUGAAGGAAAAAAAAAAUAUUAUUAUUGUUUUCAUUUGAAACUGGUUAUGGUGCCAUAAACCUUGUUAAAUAUGUAUAUCAGAAUGUAAAAAAAAAAAAAUGAGAGGUUUUAUUUUAACUAAUUUUUGCACAAAAAUAUAGGCGUGUUCCCAUUGUCUGUGUAAAUUGUUGUUUUGACUAUAAAACUGACAAAAAAGUUAUUUUGACAAUGCGUAUGUUUCUUUUAUUUCUGAAUAUAUUUUUUGAUACGUUACCCAAUGUUGUGUGUUUUCCUUUCAGGGGUAUUUUUAAC
Molecule: messenger RNA, 45832 nt
Organism: Pelobates cultripes (western spadefoot toad)
Lineage: Eukaryota; Metazoa; Chordata; Amphibia; Anura; Pelobatidae
Source: the annotation of a GenBank genome assembly